Messenger RNA from Cinara cedri, 56176 nucleotides. The record is from the annotation of a GenBank genome assembly. Lineage: Eukaryota; Metazoa; Arthropoda; Insecta; Hemiptera; Aphididae.
CAAGACUGGCGUCACCGUGGUCUUGGUCGACGUCGUCGUGCGUAUAACAGCCGGAUAUUUUCAAAUAGGUACCUACGAUCCGUUUCGUAAUUUGUUUCUUUUUUUUUUUUGGUCUAUCCCAAUUAUAAUAUAAUAUAUACUUAAUAAUAUUAUAAGGAACCCCCUUUUGAAAAACAAGAUAAAAAAAAAAAAAUCACAUAAUCAUUUCGUAGACGAUAUAUCGUACCUAUACUCACCUCUAUACUGGUCGACAUGAGGCUGAAUAUAAUUAGAUAACAAUAGAUUAUUAUUGUUCUCUAUUUAUCUUUCUACACGAGGCCAUAAACGAAGAAGAAAAUUUUUACGAUCCAACUAUCCGUUACUUCACGAUACAGUGAACUGUCAGAGUUUUCCGCGAAGUAUUCAAAAUGACCAAACCUGCACAAUAUUAUUCAAACGUAAGUUAUUAUUAUUAAUAUUUUAUUACAAAUUUACAAUAAUUAUUAUUUUAAAUCGUGCGGUGCUAUUUUUCUAAAACCGAUCAAUACUUUGAUGUUUUGAACGAAAUUCAUUUUAGUAUUUUGAAAUGUUAUGGCAUUUUCCACAGUAAAUUGCAUGAUAAGAAACAUUUUUAGUCUCGUCGAAAUUAUGACUUAUGGUAGGUAACAAUCAAGGCUCGGAACUUAAGCCCUAAGAAGUACUCAAAUAUGCACAAAAAGCAUAAUAUGCAGUAAAAAUUUGAAAAAUAUGCAGUUCAUUGAAUGAAAACAUAAAUUUAACAAACGUUUUUUUUAAAAUUAGGAUUACUUAUAAGAGAGAAAAAAUAAGAGAUUAUUAUGACAGUACAAUAAAGAUUAUAUUAUUAUUGUCAAGUGCAUUGAGAUCAAUAAACAAAGUAGCUGUUGAUGAAUUAAUAUUGUCAAAUAAUUUAAAAUAUAGACUUUUGGUUAUAAAUAUACGCAUACUAUAUUGGUAAAUUAUUAAUAUUAGCUUUGCAUUAAUUGCUAUGGCCGCGAAAAACCAAAACAACUCGGUGUGAUUUUUUUUAUAAUUAUAUUUUUUCUAUGAGAUCAUAUUUUCGGGGACCACAUUUUUCUUCUAACGUAUUGGCUCCGGAUAAAGUCUGACUAAUGGGUAUACGUAUUAUUUUAUAUAGUAUACGUUUCACAACAUCUGUUUCGACAAGUGUCAAUCUCCGUAAUAACAAUGAUAUUGUAUUAUAUCUAUAGUUCAUAGAUAUACUACACAAAUCAUAAUAUUUAUAUUGAAAUAUACGAGUGUAUAUUUUUUAACUCUGCCUAUAUUUACGGAACAUAUCACAAUAAUAAUAAUAAUCAUGAUAAAAAAAAAAAAGUUUAUUCUUUCGAAACGCGUACAUAGGUACCCAUUGCUUAAUCCAUUGAUUUUAAUCGUUUGGAUCCGAUAAGAAAUACGCAUACACACAGUUACAAACACAAUAGGUAUCGGCAUACCUACUUAGGUGCCCCUGCGAAUGAUUUACUUUAUAUAGUACCUAUAGGCUAUAAUCUACGUAGGUAGGUACAUAAUAUCUACCCGUCUAUAUAUUUUCUUUAGGUAUUUGAUAUUUCUUUCUUUUUCUUUUUUUUUUUUUCAACUGAAACUAUAAAUUAUUUUUACACGGCAUUCCGUAUAGUACCUAUUCCACGUAAUAUUAUGUGAACUAUAAUAUCGUACUCUAUAAUAUCGCAUAAUUUUCAUUAUUGAAAAAGAAAAUAAUUGUAUAUAAUUUAUACUAUUAUAUUAUAGGUAAGUAUACACAUACACGAUCCUGUACCUAUAAUAUAGAUAUUGCAAUAAUUAUUAAACUUUGGGCUAUUGAUGCAAAAUGUAUUUUGUUAGGUUACCUAUUGAGUGGGUAACCUAAUUUCUGAUUUUAUUUGGUUAUGUUUUGACUAAUCGAAAAACAACACUGCAACACCGACAACAAUAACAAUACAAACUAUUUUUCUCACGUUUUCGGUAUCAACCUAUUUUACACUGUUAUUUUUCCCAGAUGACAAAUAGAUUUAUGUUAUUAUGUUAAAUGUAUAGGUAUUUGAGUAGGUAUAUUAUAUUUAAAUUCGAUUGGUAUGAUCACGACUGGAUUUACUUACAAACCAAAUAAGCAUUGAUUACGGUCCAAAAACGGCUUAGAUUUAUAAAAAAAAAAUACAUAACAGCAGUUUUAUAUUAUAUUAACAGCAGGUCGUUGAUCAUUCGUUCGACAGUCAGGGCAGUUUAUCAUCCUUUAGUAUAAUAGUCACCUAAUACAUGCUAUCUAUAAAAUAAAUGUGCCUAUUUCUAUUUUUCAUUUAAUUUUUUCAAUUUGUUCAAUAUCACAUGAUUAUUAUUGGUAGUUAUUAUAUUUAGUAAAACCAUUGAGUAUAGAAUAGUAAAAUGUAUGAACCAUUGGUAUAUUUUUAAUUUGUUCCCUCCCCAUCUCCCAGUAACGGAACAAGUUUCUAGAAAAUCGAAUAGAUACACCGCAAGUAUUUUUAUAUGUAAGAUAUUAUUAAUUCAAUAUUUUGUAUACAUAAAUAUUAGACCUAUCUUAGUUAUUUAUUUACGUCCCAAAAAGUAGGUACUUAAUCUAAUACUAAAUAAACAUUAAAUAAUUAGUUAUAUCAGCUAUGUAAAUAAUAUUUCGAGACGACAAUAUAGAGUUAUAGCAAAUUUUUUUUUUUUUUUUCGUGAUAGUGUCCAAGACCAUGCAUCGAUGUCAUACAAAAUCCAUAAUCAUAUUAUUAAAUAAAGAUAUUUAAUAAUAUAUAUUAAUAUGUAGGUAUUCUCAGGUAUAUACCUAUAAUAUUUGUAAAGUAGUUACAAAAUUCAGGGUUAUUUUAGGUUGAAAUUCUUAAAAACAAAACGUAAAAAAAAAAAAGGUCAAACUUAGAUAUACUUACUUAUUAUAAAUUAUAACGCGGUAAUUAUCGUAAUAUUAUAAUUAUAAUUUCUGAUGGGAAACAAAUGGCUAACGGUUCUCAUGGUUUCUUCGCUAUACUCAUAAUAUUAUGAAGAUAACGUAGAUAUUGUUUCAAAACGUAUAUACCUACUUCAAUUAUUCACGUGUACCUGUUAAAACAAUGUUAUUUUUAAUUUUUUUGUUAAUAUAUUUUAAUUCUAAAGUAUAAUAAAUUAUUACUCUUUUCGUGGCUCAUUAUAAUAUUAACUAUAUUUUAAAACAAAUAGCUAAUAUUAAUAUAAAAUAUUUUCUAAAAUAAAUAGCUUAAAAGGUACAUAGGGAUGAAACCUGAGGUAAAACGAGACACUUUAUUUUUAAUUUAUUAUACUAGGAUACAGUGUUUUAAAUAUUAAAGGAAAACGAAUGAUCCUAAAAUUUAAAAUAUCGCACUAUAUAGUAUUAAAAUAGUAUUAUUGUAAUAAAUAAAAAAAUGAUAUUAAAAGAAAAACUCGUCAUACUCCACAUGAUUUGUCUCAUAACGUUCCCCCUCCCCAGGGCGUACUUACGCAAGAUGAGAGUGUCAUAUCCCCGCUUUGGCCUUUUUUAUUUAUCUACUAAUAUAUUGAGAUUCUCCCCCUACAUAUCCCCGUCUAUUGAUCUUUCCCAUAUGAAAAUCCUAAACACAUCACUGCUCCUCCCCCCCCAAAAACUACAAUGAGUAAUGACGUUCAAUUGAACUUAUACUAUUAAAUACUUAAUCAAUAUUUAAUAAUAUUACACAAAACUCAAUUGCUGAAGUCAAAGUGUAUGAAUAUACUGGAACAGUAUUUGAUAAGAAUUAAUUAAUUAUUCUAAUCUUAAAAUAGGGAAGAAACUUUAAUAAAAUGAUCCGCUGUGAUGAGAAGAAAAAUCAAAAACACUGAUAUUGUUUCAUCAUUAUGUUAUUGAAAUCUUAUCAAAAAUUAUCUGACUUACGUUCAUACAAUUUUCGAAAGGUUUUAUUUAUAUUAUCAACACUGAUUAGUGGUUAGGGAGGAAUCAAGUAGCCCCGUUUUACCUUUAGUAUUCGUCUUGCUCCAGGUUCCCCCGUAUACAAAAUUGUAUUUUUGAUUAUGUUUAUUCUUUAGCAUGAAAUAAUAAAAAACAAAAAAUUAACCACAUAUAUUUCGAUUUACAAUAAAAAUUUAAUUUAAUCAAGUCUAAGUUUUAUAAUUUUUUUUUAUUUCGAAGUAUAAUAACGGGUUUAACACCGAGAUAAACAGAAAAAAAACUAUUUUACGUUGACCUUCGGGAUCACGUGAGAUUUAUAAAUCCUUCGACAUGACUUGUUCGUCUGUUCGUGAAUACAUAUUACCUACCUACCUACCUACCUACCUACCACAUAAGUAGGUACCUAUGUGAUAUCUUUCAAACCUUUGUAAUGUUCGUUAGUUAUUUAUUAUUUUAUUUAUUUCUCUUUACCAUAAUUAUUAUUAAAAAAUAAUGAAAAAACCAGCGAACUUGUGAAAAACAAACGAUUUACCAACUAUUUAGGUUUUGUUUCCGUAAGUUUUAGAUUUUUCAGAACAGCGCUUUUGUAUAUAUUUUUAAUAAAAUAACUCUUAUUGACGUUCACCUAUUGACGUUUAUUUACACCUUUCCAAAAAUAUAUAGACGUAAAUCCUAUUGGAGCAAAAGAUGUAUAGAAUAUCAAAAGGGUGAUAGUCGAAAUCAAUAUCUCCAAAACAUUUUUUUGUUGGCACAUUGAACAGUCAAUAUUUGGCCAAGUUAUAAUAGGCAUUUUCAUUUCCCCUCCGCUGUUUUAUCUUAACCUAUAAUAGAGUUAUGUAAAGGGCAAAAGAAGUAUAAAAAUGAGAAAAAGAAACAUAGCACUUCUUUAAAUCGCAGGGAGCCCACGUAACAUAAUAUAAUUCUUCGAUCCCACGAAAGAACGAUUUAAAUCAAUUGUUGUAUAGUUUUUGAAACAAAAAAAAAAUUUUAAAGGGUUUAAUUUUAUAGGUUGCUAUUUGAAAAUCCAAAGUAGGUAACAGUUUUAAUCCCAAAAAAUAGUGCUGAUACUGGGGAUGGGUGCAGCCACUGUUGUAGGUGAGUAGUUAGGAAAGUAGGAAACAUAAGGUUAUUUCAUUUAUAUCUGUAAUCAACGAUAAACCAUUGCUGACGAAAGACGAUUCCGAACGCAAUUCAGUAAUACAUAAUUUGAAGUACCGUUAUUUUUUUUGUUAUUUUCGUUUAUACUUGAUUAUAAAACGCUUAUUAAAAAAAAAAAAAGUCGUCCGAUGAUUUUGGAAAUUUUAACCACGUUUAGGUAAGUCCAAUAUAAGUAUUAUUACCAAGUUUGUUUCAAGUCUCUACGUGUAUUUAUAACCGAAUUAAAAUAAAAAAAACUCCCAAAAAUUAAAAUUCCUUAAAAGUUCAAAAGUGGCUCAAAAGUUUUGGCGAUGAUUUUUAAUUUAUAUCAUUUUUUGAAAAAAUUAGUCUUUCAUGGACAGUUUUACUGUAAAAUGAAAUCUGGAAGACUGUGCAUAUUACAUUAUUAUAAUAUAUAAACGAGUAUCAAUAAAAUGCAGAUGUAUAAUUUCGUAUCGCUUAACUGUGUGCGCCGUUUCGUCUUUGAUUUAAGAUUACGAGUAUAUCGAAUUUAUAUCGGAAAAAAAAAACAACCAUUAAUGUUAUUAUAAGUUACAAUAAUGACCAGCAAACGUGUAUAAUCUAACCGUAUACAGACGGCUCUCUAUGUAUAGCUAAUACAAAUUGUACAGGUACGUCUCGCUAUAUUAUUAUUUAAUUACAGAUAUAUAUAUAUAUAUAGGUAUACGUACACAUGCUAUUCAUUGGCCGACUGCGGGGCAGAAACUAACGUUACGGCGUAGGCAUUAUUAGGUUAUAUUGACCGCUGACACUUACCGUUAUAUAAUAAUAAACUAUCCCAAUGUGAGUAUCUCGGCGAAAGAUAUUAUUUGUAUGUGCUUAUUCUUUCUGGAAUAUUUUUAAUGUUACAUCAGGUUAAAAACAUGGCUAAGAAGUCAAAUGUCCCAGCAAAGACAUACAGGUUUGGCUUUAAUGAGUAUUCAUAGACAUAUACAAACUGAUGUUAUAAAAGUAACAAAGAGAUUCCAAAAACCAACAGAAUAUAGGAUUUUGUUAUUUAAAUGUUUAAUAUUGUAAUUUGUUUUUUUAUAUAUAUAUAUAUAUAUAUAUUUAGAUAUGUAGUAUGUCAAAAGUUGAAUAAAGUUAGUUUAUUUUAGAUAUUUUUUACGAUAAUUAUUAAUAAUAAUUUAUUAUUAUUGUAGAAAUGUGUAUGUAAUUUUCAAAGUGGGUAGAAAUCAAUUAUUUAAGUUGUGAGCAAGCGAAACGAUCGAAAAAUUUUGAACUGUCGAUCUAUUUAUAAUCUGUAACACUAUUCUUUAUAAACAUAUGCUUUUAUAACUAAUAAAUUAUAAGUAUGAUUAAAGUUCGAAUUUCGACCCCCACCCCUGGAAGAUAAGCUGAAAACGCCCUUGUAACGUUAUAAUUUUAUUUCAUUAUAACGAUUCAAGUAAACUUUUUCGGAAGAGGGGAGGGGGAAAGGCAAUUAAAUAUAAUACAAAUCAAGUUAAAAUAAACCCAUUAUCUGCGACCGUGCAAAGUUCUCGUUUUAUAAACGUAUUUGGAACAAUAAACUAUAUAAUUGAAUUUUGUGGAAUAUAGGAAUAUUAUAAUUUCGUAUAUACAUAAGUACGAUUUUGAAAGAAUUUUCCGACUUAGUAUAUUAUUAUGUUUGUGUAUAUAAACCUAAAUAAAUGUUAUAGGUAGGUAUUUUAAUUUGUAAACAGUUGACAAAAUUUAAAUUAUAUUUAUAUUUUAUUAUCUAUUUAUUUUAAAUUCUGAGUGGUGCGGAAAAGCGUAUGGUUUUAAAAAGGUGUUUAUUUUAUUUCUUUUUAUCUAUGCCCAACUUUUCCAUCAUAAAUCUUGCUCCAAUAAGUGUAGUAACUUUUAUAAAAAUAAAUCGAACUAGGGAAGUACUUUAAGAAGGUAAAUUUUCGAUUUCUCUAAAAUAAAUGAUUUUCACAAAAUUCAAGAUAGCCAUAUUAGAAAUAUACCUUAAAACAAAAUGUUUGUGUUACAAAUAUUUGCUUAUGAAGAAUCGUUAAAUUUCUACCAUUUUUAAAGUUUAAGAUAAUUUAUAUUGUUUUCAUUGGUUACUAAGUAAUAUUAUAUUAGAUAUUAUAUAUUACAUAUCGAUACGGGUUUUUCCCCAGCGAUGGUACUUUAUUUAAAACACUUUUUUAAAUUUUUAACCAAAAGUACUUUUUAAAAAAUAUAUUUUUUUUUCCUUCAAUAUUAUUCUCAUUGUAUAACUUUGUACGAUUUAAAGAUGCAGAUUUUACAUCCAUUGAUACUUUAUUCAAAAAAAUGUAAAAAACAGAAAAUAGUGUACCAUUAAAAACAGAUGUUUAAUUAGAUUUAAAAUGCAUUAUACAUUUUAAAUAAAAAGGCUAUGGAAGGUGAAAUCUAAUCCUCUCAUCCCCCCCCCACCAUUGCAGUCUUAAGAUUUAUAGAUUGCGAUUUUAAUAGGUUAAAAUUUGACCUCCAAACUACUGCACAAGCACAUAAUUUAAAUUUUAUAUAUAACUACGUUAAUUAACUAUUGCUACAAUAUAAUAUUAUAAUAAACAAUAAAGGUAUUUAUAUAUAAUUUAUUCUAUUCGUUUAAACUAGAUCAUUAAAAUGCAGUAAUUAUUAUAAUUAUCAUUAUAAAAUGUAUAAAACGACGUUCAACGCAACAUUGUUUGAUCGUAAGUAACCGUGAUCCGUGUAUAAGUAUUUACAUUUUUGUGUAAACUCUUACUUAUAUUAUCACAUUACAUUCUUUACGAUCUGCGGUAGAUUUAUUUAAUAGAAUACAUUAAAACUAUCUUACAAUAUAACUACAUAACUUUAAAUAAAUUUUGUUUAUGUUUUGUACCCACACACGUAUAAUAAUGUAAAAUAUGCGUAGAAAUAAUGUUAAAACGUAUGUUCAAAAGUGACUUAAACGCUUGUAGGUACACUUCUACAUUUUAUACGACUUGAAUAAAGUAAAAUGAUACAUUUUUAUUAAAAUAUUUCGUUGUAUAUAUUUUUAUUCGCUAUUCGAAAAAUGCAACAAAAAAAAAAAAAAAAAUAAAUAAAUAAGAAUUCUAAUUAAGAAACUCGAUUAAACAUUUUAGAUUCUGAGUGAAGCGAAGAAUAUUAUGGUUUUACAAAGAUGUUUAUUUUUUAAUUUUUUUUUCUGUGAACAACUUUUUUACCAGAAAUUUUGCUUCAAUUUACGAUGAUAGCACUAUUCCUGAAAGGUAAUCUCACUGGGAAGGUACUUUAGGAGAGUUACUUUUCGAUUUUCUCAUCAAAUGUGAAAAAUCGAAAAACAUAGGGAAGACGUGAAAAUCGGUACAUUAAACAAAUAUUAUUAAAUCAAAGAAAAUAUAAAAUACCUAUUUAAUUAUUUUACUAAAAUAUGAUAUAUAUAUAUUGUUGACAAAGCAUCACUAUCAACUAAACUGCGCUUAGAAUCGUUUUUCGUAAGCAAUGUUUUAUCGUUGCUUACAGGUGUACAUUAAAUUACUUAUAACAGUGGCUGCACAUCCGACCCCAUUAUCCUAGGACAGUUUAUUUUAAACUGUUUUUACUGAAUUUUAAUUUCAAUUGCAAUUAAAAAUUGCAUUAUAAUUUCUAACUGUAUACGAUUUUUCGUGAUUUUUAAGAAUAAGUCAAAAUCUAAACAUUAAACGAUUAAAAAAAUUAUAUUUCCUUAAGAAUAAUAAUACUUGUAUAGAAUUUUCGAACAUUUUUACCAUGACAAAUAUAUCCAUAUCUGAAAAGAAUUCAAACCAAUAAUGUUUGGUUUAAAUUGAACGGGUAUUUACUGGAAUUUGUUCUCAUUGAAUACAAAAUAAAAAUAAUAAAAUCAAUCGAUCUCGACAAAAACUGGCGGCGGCGCGCGGUUUUAUGAAAAAAUAUUCAACUGCAGUUUUCAUUUGGUUUCCUCCGUUAUCAGGAAAAAGUCAAAAGUAAAAUAAUAGGAAUUUAAAAAAAGAUUUGAUAUACUGAGGAUGGGUGCGGCCACUAUUGUAGGUCGGUAGUGAGAAAGGUAGGAUAUAUAAAGAUAUUUAAUUUAUACCUGUAACAAUAAAUCAUUGAUAACGAAAAACGAUUCGGAGUGAAAUUUGGUUUUAUAUGUUUUGAAGGGCUGUAAUAUUUACGAUUUCCGUCAAAAUUUGAUUUAAAAAAAAAAAAAAAUACUGCAUUAACCUAAUUUUUUUUUUACCACACAAGACUUAUAAAGGACCUUCUAUCGAAUUUUUAAGCAUUUUUGUUGAGUCUAACCGUUUGUCAACAGAGUACCUAUUAAAUAAAAAAAACUCGUUAAAUUAAAAUGUCCAUUAAAUAGCUCAACAUUUUGAAAAAAACAAAAUUUAAUAUAAUAAAUUAAUUAUUUUCAUAAAUGUCUCCGUUCUUUCUACGUGUAUUUAGUUUUGCUCAAUUAUUAAAAAAACCAAAAAAAAAGAUCUCUUGAUGUUUGAUCUCUAUUUGAACAUUAUUUUUGGUAGAAAACAUAAGUCGUGUAAAUUUAAAAUAAUGAAAUCGUUAUGCCGUAAUUUUUUAAAAAAAAUUGUGUAUUUCGUUAUUUUUGAUUUUUGCCAGUUAAUAAGAUAAAUACUUUAAGCAUCAAAAAUCGACUUCCUCUGUCAGUGGUAAAAUCAUAGUAAAACCAAUAGAUCUCUAACUACGUUCCGAAUCUAAAAUAUCCUCAACGCGUAUCAACUAUGUUAUCUGUAAUUUGUAAGUUUUUUUAUUGAAACAUUUGUAAGCCUUUUUGAUUGGAUUAAUGUUAUUUUUAAUCGAAAAAUAAAAAUUAAUAAACAUUUAAAAAAAAUGCAGCAUACACACACACACACGUCACAAUAAAACUAACACGUGAGUACUUACACCCCUCGCGCUCUUCUAAAAAUACAGUAAAUUAUAUGAACGACGUUUUCCGAAUAGAGAAAAUUAAAUUUGCUACACAGACACAGUCGUGAGUCGAAACGAUAAUAAUAUGCAAAUGAGAUAAUAAUAUUAUAUUAUAUAGGUACGGAUUUUUAUUAACAUUCGUCUCAGACGGUAUUCGUCAGGCACCCGUUCCUAUUGUAUGUUGAUUAUUAUAGCGAUCCGCUACGACGAUAUAAUAUAAUAAUAUCAAGAGACGAUAAAAAUAAAAAAAUUAUCGUUUUAAUUUCCGAUGCCAAAAAUGUUAUAGAUACAAACAUACCUAUGUAUUAAGUACCCGCCUAUACCUAUAUAAUAUAUACACGAAUGAUUUAUCGACUCCCUCGUCGGAUGGAUAUACUUAUAUAUUAUUGCAGCGGACAGGACGGUGUAAAGUAGGGCGUUGUUGCAGUCCACAGCAAUAACAAAAUAUUAAAAGGUGUGUUCGUUUCGGUACCGAUGGCAAUACAUUUUUAUAUUAUAUUAUCUUUGAGAUCGACCAAAACCUUGUAUAUGCGAUAUAGGUACGUGUCCUGGCGACCUAUACAGUCCUAUACCGAGGUAGCAGGUGGAAAUGCGCAAAAAUGUCCGCGUCCGACGCUAUAAUAUUAUAUAAUAUAACAAAGCCCGUGAUUUCAUAUAGUGUUAUAUUAUAUUUCGACGCAAAAAUAUAUACCUACACCAAUAUACCUAUAUCAAUCAUCGAAUGAAUGGCGAAUUUCUUUGAUACCGACAAAGGUUACACCCCUGUAGCUAGCAGCCGAAUCACUAUUCUAUACGGUGUACGGUACGUUACAUUCCGCCACUAAUGUAAUAUAAUAAUAUGUUAUAUCACCAGAAUUACUCCACCUUUUGCUACUCCUCGUUCCAAAAAUAAUUACUUUUCAAAUAGACCGGUGUGACGCCUACCAAUAUUGUGUAAUCAAAUUCACAAUUUUGAUUUUUUUUUUUUCGAUUCCUGUCAUUAGCUAAAAACUUGUAUUUAUAAUUUAAAUAUUUAAUGUAUAAUUUAAUUGUAAAUGUAAUGAUAGUUUUUAUGUUUUCGCAUACUAUACUCUUACCCAUUGGAGUUUUAUGUAUAUUUAUACAUUUUUUGUUUAUAUAUAUAUAUAUAUCAGUGAUGGAUUAAACGAUUUGCUGUCAAUAGCAAAUAUUAUGUUUUAUACGAGUAGAGAGAUAUUCCCCAACCCUUCAUUAUCAUAAGUUUUAAAUUCUGAGUAGAGCGAAGAAGCUUAUGGUUUUACAAAGAUGUUCAUUUUAUUUAUUUUUUUUUUUAUGUGCACAAUUUUUCUAUCAAUUUUUACGUUUAGUAACUUUUCUGAAAGAAACUCGGUGUACGGAGGUCCCUUAAGGAGGUUAUUUCUCGAUUCCCGUAAUAGUUUUCCCAGCAAAUAUGCAAAGCCCGGAAAGAAUAUGGGAAAAUCGUAGGAAAAUCAGGAAUUCGGUACAACGUUAAACAAAUAUGUAAUGCCUAUUUAAUUAUUUUACUAUAAUAUAGCAUAUAUAUUAAUUACAAAGUAUCAUUAUCAACUGAACUCCGCUCAGAAUUGAUUUUUUCGUUAGCAAUGAUUGUUUACAGGUAUACAUUAAAUUAUCUAUAACAGUGGCUGCUCUCGUCCCCAUUAUUCUAGAACGUUUUUUUUAAUACUUUUUUUUUAAACUAAAAACAAAAGUUGAAACAUUUAAAAAUUGUACAUUAUAUAUAGUACUGUAAUAACAGGUAUGUUUGGUGUGAAACCUGUUAUUGUUAUUAUAAUAUUUAUACUUCAACCGAACUUUGUGCCGUUAGUUUUAAUAUUAGAAUUUAUUAGCCUAUUAUCAAGUUUAAGGAAUAUUGUCUGUGUAUGUACGUUGGUCAAUUAAAAAAAAAAAAUAACUGUAUAUAAUCAUGGAUAUAAAAUAUCAAAACAGAACUCUCUGAGAGAACUGUUUAUGGUAAAACGAAAAAAAGUUGAUUCAUUUUUGUCUAUAAAAUGCCCUAAAAUGUUGCCUUUACAAUCACAGCUGGUUGUUCUAAUUGAAAGCGACGCUGUUACAUACCUACUUAACCAGAAUCUCGGAAAAAAAAAACAAAAAUUUUAAAAUUUUGUAGAUAAUAUUUGAUUAUUACAUAAAAAAAAAAAAUGAAACCAUAUUAUAACACUAAAACAUUGACACUUUAAUGAUUUUUGAUAGGUAAUUUCAAUGAAUGAAAGAAAUGAUAGAUAUAUUGCAACCACUCAAUCAUUUUAAAUAAACAUUUUUUUUUAAUUUUCAUAAUUAAGUAAUACAUUUAAAAUUUUAAAAUUGUUCUUUUUCCGUAUUUUUUUUUCCUUGGCUUUUUUUACCGAUUAUCACCUAACCUUUAAUGUCCAUAAGUCUGCCGGUACAUAGUUUUAAAUGCGGUGGGUUACUACGCGUUCGUUGGCACAUAACAAACCUGAUUAAAAUCCUUUUAACAAACGCCGAAAUUCUUACUAGUAUAUUAUAUUUUUUUCUCCGUUGUAUCUCUAUAUAUUGUUUAGGUGAGUGAUAUACCUAACGUUUUAUGCACCCAAUUAUCUAACCUAUAAAUCGCACAGUCAUAAUAUAUAAGUAUACUAUAACGUUUCAUCACGAUUCGUCUUACAAUUUAGCAAUUAAGUAGAUAUAUAGUGUCGAAAACAAUUAACGAGCAAUUUUCAAUGAUAUUUCGGCCCGAUGUUGUACCUAUAUAGGUAUACUAUUCAUAAAUAGAUACUUGUCAUAAAUCAUAAUUCCAUUUGAAAUUGAUAUUAAUCGUUCAUUAUUUAAUAUUACACUAAGUUGUGGCAUGUGAUUCGAUAUCUCGAACCGACGAUUAUAAACAGUGGUGUAUGAAAGAGAAGAGGGGGAGAGGAGCAAAAGGGGCCGUUGCACCAGGCUUCAAAUUUUUAAUGAUUUUAGGAGGUAAUUUUUAGAGGAAAGCAGAAGCAAGGUUGGGGUAAGAAAAACGUAGAAAAUGUUUUCGAUUAAGGUUUUAUAUUUUACUGUAUACUCAAAAUGUUACCUCUUACAUUGAAGGAUACGAUAUACCUGACCACAAAAGCAUGUCAAACGAAUUUAUAAUCGAUCAUCUCUAUUUUUGGCCCAAUUGAUUCUUUGGUACACUGAUUUUGACAUUACGUUCCUUUUUAUACAAUCUUCGCAUUUUCCUUCAUUCCUAGUCUUCUUAGUGGAAUUUUUCGUAUAUUAGAUUCUUACUCUCAUUAUGAAGUCGCGUUUCGACUCACAUAUUAUGUUUUUUUAAUUUAAUAAAUGCGAAUUAUACACGAACAUAAUAUAAUAAUGUAGGUUAUCUUACAUUAUACGCUGAGACUAUAUUAUAAUAACAGUGUACUGUUUUUUCUCUACUGUCCAAUGAUUCGCUUUAUCGUAAUAAUUUGUUUAUACGCGUGUAAAACGAAUUAAAAAAAAUUAUUUAUAAUUUCAGGAUUAUGUAGGUAAUAAAUUAAAAUAGUUUUUAUUUUGUAGACUUAAAGGACUCGCAAUUUUAGACGAUUUUUCUUAAUAAAAUAAAAUUAUAACUACCCCGUAACACGAACCAAUACCAAAUUACGUUUAUUUGUUAAUUAUUAUUAUAAUAUUUUUUCUAAAGAAAAAAAAUUUAUCGCUGGCGAUCUUAUAUAGUAUAAUUACAGAAAAAAACAUAAAAAAUAGUAUUGUACUUUCACUGUACUGUCAUUUUAUUACUGAUUAUAGAUUUUGAAAUUCUAACUUAUGUUAUUUUAUUAACAUAAUUAGUAACUACUAUAACUUACACGUAUACUCGGCGAUUUUAUUUAAUAUUUAUCACGAUUGAGGUUAGUUUACGAAAAAUGAUAACAUUAUAUGUUUUAUUAAUAUUAGGAAAAAAUAGCUGAUCGGCUGUCGGUUGUAUUAGUGUUGUAGGAGGGAUGUUGGGAAGGUGGGAUACAUACCAAAAGGUUUUUUAUUUACAUAUAUUAUGUUUACCUAUACACAAUGAAAUAUUAAUUUAAUAAAUAUAAAUUAUAUAAUUCAUUGAUAACAAAAUAUUUUUCUGACUUCUGAGAGAAGUUCAGUUAUACAUGUUUUGAAACGCGGUUUCUAACAAAAUUCGAACUUUAAACACGUAUAAAAAAAAAUCCCAUUACAUUAAGCCAACUUUUUUCUUUCGUCAUUAAUUUAAACUUAUAAUGAACCUGGUGUAUAAUUUUCAAGCAUGUCUACUAUACCAAAAAAAUUGUAUCCACAUAAAUCCAAGUAAAAAGUCUCGUAAAUAUCAAAUGCCUAUACAUUAUUUAAUUAUCGUCAAUGUUUUGCGCGUUUUACCACGUCUAGAAAAAACGAAUAUAAUUACUUUGUGAAAACGUCUGCUGCAGGUCUCUGUGAUUAUUUUUAACCGAAUUAUUUAAAAAAAAAAGACAUCCUAGGGUAAUGGGGUCGGUUACAGCCACUGUUAUAGAUAAUUUAAUGUAUACCUGUAAGCAAUGAUUAACUAUUACUUACGAAAAAAACAAAUCUGAGCAGAGUUCAGUUGAUAGUGAUGCUUUGUUAACAAUAUAUAUGCCAUUGUAUAGUAAAAUAAUUAAAUUGGCUUUAUAUAUUUUCUUUAAUAAUAUUUGUUUUUUAUGUUGUAUCAAUUUUCCCCGUUUUCUUACAUUUUCCCCGGUUUUCCCAUGUUUUAUCCCAGUUUUUUACAUUUGUGGGGAAAACUCUUAAAAAAAUCGAAAAAGUACCUUCCUAGAAAAGUUAUCCACAGAAUAAAAAAUAAUAAAGUAAACAUCUUUGUAAAACCAUAACCUUUUUCGCUUCACUCAGAAUCUAAAAUCAAAAUCGAAUAUAAUAAACUGAACUGUUUUUUCAGUAAACUUUCCAGUUUUCUCAGAUUUUCCCAAUUAUUAAGAAAACUUUAAUAAAACUCUAAAAAAUGAUAUUCUAGACAUAAUUUCCGGAAUUUGAAAUGUCAAAUUUCUAAAUUUCGGACAUAGUCAUCGACCUAUUUAUUUCGUUUCUAAAUAUGCUACGGUUAAGUCAAAUCGCACACAUACCUACCUGUUCGAUUAGUAAUUUGGAUAACGGUUUGAAUAAUAAAAUCUCUGCUUUACGUGUGCCUAUAUAAUAUAGUGAAGGGCGACAAGGUCGAUGACAAGUUCAUUAUUCGAAUAGGUAUAUGGGAUGUGGUAGCGUUUCUGUCGGAGCCAAAAAUAUUAUUUUCAUAUUUUAACAUUGACAUUCAAUAUAUGUGAGGUCUACGUUCGUUCACCUAUAUUAUCGUAUUAUAUUAUAUUUUGCAUUGACGGGUUAUUUGCGGCAAUAUAUUGUGCGCACCUAUACACUACACUAUAACAUUUUAAAAUUUAAUUUUCUUUGAUGAUAUCAAUGUAACAUUUGGUAUUAAUUAAAUUUAAUUGAAAAUCAUACGUGUAUCUAUAUUACGCACAACUGCUGUAGUCAGAGCCGUACGGGUUAUAUCGUUUUUGUGACUAAAGAAAUUAUAAUACAGUAAGAUACUUUAUUUUUCUACAGGCCACUGUUGUAUGAAGGUAGUUUGGAAGGCAAGAUAAACAGAGUGAUUUAAUUUGUGUCCAAUAUGCAUUAUGCACCGAUAGUUGAAAAUGAAAUACAAUUCUGAGCAUAGAAGUAUUAGUCAUAUUUUUCCUUUAUAUCUUAGGUAACUUGAUAAGUAACAGUGUUAAAUUAAAUAAAACAUAGGACCUAGAGGAUGAACUGCUAAAAAUGUUGAUAAAUGUUUCAAAUAAUUUACCACUAAGCAGAAAUUCCGCACAUUUCACGAUACUGCGUGAAACAUUCAGAGCAGUUACUUAUAACCAAUGUUAUUACAAAAAACAUAAAAAUCAAUUUGUUUGGAAAAAAUAUUAGGUAUUUUGAGAACAAUUUGGAAAAAUUCACAUAUUUUAAGGUAUAACGUGGUAAAAAUCGGAGCAUCUUUUACUAACCGUAAAAGUUUAUUCAGAAAAAAAAUAUGCGAUGUAUUAUUUAUAAUGAAACGCUACAGUCAGAGUCCAAAAAAAAAACAACUAUGUUGUACGUCUGUUUUUUUCUUCUCGUUUAUUCGAUUAUUAUUAGACAUACGAGUUUUUUUUAAAUUAUUUAAUUGGACUGUUUUUUUCAUAUUAUAAUAUAACUGUAAUAGUUAAAAAUAUACUAUUAUACGUGAUUUACGAAGAAUAUUAAUAAUAUAACAUUUUUACAGUGUUGCCUAUAGUAUUAUUUUCCCGCGUAGAAUUUCGUGGCUAUAAUACAUAAUAAUAUAUUAGAACGCUAACCAAACGGAAUCCGACGCCGUAACUGUUAAUUUACACACGAAACCGGUGAUGACUGCAAAUUAAACGGUACAGGUUGUGGGCAUCCUAGUUUUUUUUAUGACGCCGACGACGACGACGACGACGUAUAAAAUACUAUAAGUUACCUUGCAGCUAUUCGUUUUUCUCGUAUUACAAUUAAUAUAUAUAAUAAUUAUUAACCACUAAGUAUGGGCAGGAUAAGACUAACCGACGAAACCGUAUGUAACCAUAAUAUAGGUAUGGUGUAUACGAUAUAUAUUAUAUAAUGCUAGGUAUGUAGAAGUUAUAAGAGUUUGAAGGCAGUAUUUAAUAUAGUUUUUGUUAAGUCAUUAUAUGUACGCUACAUGAGUAUCAUUUUUAUAAUAUAUUUUCUAGUACUCAGUGGCAUAAAAAAAAUGUCGAGGAAUGAUUAAAAUUUGAAAUUAUCAUUAUUUUUAUGACACACCAGCACUUUUCUUCAGUCUAUUAUGUAUUAUGAAAAAAUUAUUUGAAAAACAAUAAAUAACUGGAAUACUUUAAUAAUACAAUACAUUAUAUUAUAGGUACUACGAUAAUAACAUUAUUCCGAAAGAAUUGGAAAAAUUGUAGGGAGUUGAAAGUUGAAACCUCUACAUUUUAGAGGUUUCUACUUUCAGUGUACCUUUUAUAGUCUAAAAGGAACAUUCUUGUUACUAACGCUAUGCGUAUUAAAGGUUUUUAAUGUCGUUUAAAGAUUAAAAAAAACACGAUCCUCCCGCAACAACACGGCGAAAUUCAUAGUAUUGAAGUUUAACUUCAACCCAACUUUUUCACUGAGAUCCGCCUAAAAAACUGUCUCUAAUUCCCAAGUUUGAGUUCAUUUCGUCCAGAAAGGUUCACUAAAAGUGUACAAAAGUAACAGAAAAAAAUAUGUAUGUACACAAUGUAGUCUCUAAUGAUUUUACCACGACGUGUUUUUUGUUGCAGAUUUUUUUCCGAAAAUAUAGACUAUAUUGCCUUGUAUUUUAUUUAGCUGUUUUAUAUAUUUUAUUAUUAUCUUUCGAAACAUAACUUUUUAAAAUAUCAUUAUGCAGAAAAAAUUUACCCAUUUCAAGCUUCGUACAAAGUUUUUAUUUUAAUUCGCCAUACAGAUAAUACUUGAAAUGGUUCUAAAUAGUGAAAAAACAUUAAUAAAUAAACAAAUAAAUAAAUAAACAUAAAUAAUAAUUGUAUAUAUUAACAUAUUCUUUAAUUUAAAUGAAAUAGAACAUUUUUAAAGUUAAUUAUUGUUUAGUUAAGAAAAGGUUCUCUAUCUAAUUUUAUUCACAUUUUGAAAACGAAAAGAUCUAUCCAUAUUAACAGUUAUGCAAAACAAUUAUUGAUAAAAUAAUAUAGACGAAUUCUUUCAAAUAGGUUCCAUCUCAAAACAGUAAUUUUAAAAAUUUCUAUCCCUACAGUACUUAAAAAUAGUUCUCCAAUGAAAACCUUUUAAAAUACGAAAUUAUUAUCUUUGAAAAACAAUAUUUCUAUAAUAAAAAAUACAUUUUGGGGAAACCUUGACUUUAGUGACGGAGCUGUGCUACUCACUGGUGUUUUUUUGUGGUCUCGGAAAAUACUUGUUCAGUUAGUAAAAAUGCUCGGAUUUGUUCACACGGUAUACCUCGAAAGAUAUGGGAUUUUUACUCGGUGCACAGUAGAGCCAAUGACAUAGAAAGUUGGUAAAAAUAGCACUAAUCAAAUUGAACUAUCUAAAAUAUCAUAUUAUUAUGUAUAAUCGGUAGAGGAGUUCAUCCUACAUUUGAAAUCAAUUUCAAACACGCGGUUUGACUUAAAUUUAUCUGGUUACAAAAAUCGUAGCAUAAGUCCACUAUACAUUAUAACAAUCAAAAUAAUAACCAAAUUGUAAAGGUUUUACUUUUUUUAGUUAAAUUUUCGUUAUUUUAACACUUAUAAACUUCAAACUAUCAUUGAAUCAUUAGCAAAAGGUCAGUGACAUUUUAUAAAUUUAACUUUUGUUUUUAUCUAUUGAAUAGAUUAACAUUUUAAACAUAAUAGUGAAACUAAGUUAUCAUUUUCGUUCUUUCAUAAUAAUUAUAUGUAAUUUAAGUUCAUUUCUGGGUCAAUCCAAGUUUCAUUCAUUGCAAAAUAUAAUGUCCAUUAGAGUAUUCUAUCACGUCGAUGGAAAAAGUUCACUAAAAUUUGACCACGUCUAGAAAGGGCCAGCCGAAAAUUUGUUCCGAUUCAUCUAAAAAUCAGGUUCGUAAUAUUUGAACUCGAUUGGACCUAAUUACUAGGGAGCGAUUCAAGCAUACAAUUUUACGAAAAGGAAAACAUUUUGUUUUUUGGCGUAUAUUACGAAAAACUGUAUAGGUGACUCUGCUAUAGAACUGGUUGUUUCCUAAAUAAAACUGUUUUUCCAAUUUUUUCUAAAGUUAAUCCUUCCAUGAUAAAUCAAGAAAACCAUAACAUUUCCUCAAUAUGGAGAUUGUUCAGUUUUUAGUUAUUCGCGAAUAUAUCCGCUAAAAACGUACAUAUAAUGCAACAUAAAUCUUUUAUUAAUCUUAUAUUAAACGAUUUCCAGAAUGUUUCUUUUUUUUUUUUUUUUUGCAAUGAUAACUGCGUUGUAUUCGUCGGAAUUCAAGUUAAAUUAUACACUAUAUUAUACAUACAUGUAUAAUAUCAAUAAUUAUAUAUUAUUAUGCUUGAUCAUAAUCACGAUCGCAAUAUAUCAGAUUUUUUUCCUCCCCUCCGUUGCAAAUGACGGUAAUAAUAAUAAAAUACGAGAAGAAAAAGUAUAUAUUUUGUCGGAAAUCGAAUCGUUCGCGGUUCGAUGAAACGGUAGUUAGGCAGAUAGGUCGAUACCGUAUUAACGCGUAAUGCAACCGUAUAGCUGAUGGUUUUAAAAUAAGAUUAUUAUAAUGCAUCACGAUUGAAGAAUAUGUAUUAUUAUAUAUAUAUAAAAUUCCCUACUACAACGAGUAAUUUUUUGAUCUGACCAAAAUAUUUUCAAUUUUCCCUUUCGUUUUGCAAUUACAAUAUCUCGGGCGUGAUAUUUAUAUUACUUUUAUACGGAGAAAAAACCUAUUCGUAUUUUGAUUACUUCGUGCACGACUGGAUUCAUUCUGUUGCGGAUAUUAUAAUAAUAUUAUUUUUAACAUACUGUUAUCGUAUUGUAGGUAGUACUUCAUAUUAUGAGUUAUGACGUACUACAGUAUUGAUUUACUAGUUUAAAAAAAAAAUUAUUAAAAAUGUUUAAAAUAAAAAAAAAUAUUCUUAAUUUAAGUCACGUCACUUGUUACUCUCCAUUUGUCUCGUUUUAUUCCGUUUUUUUUUUCUCUAAAAAAUAUCCACUCCAUAAAUUCAUUAUUUGUAUAAACUGGAAUAAUAGAUAUUUAGAUAAUUAAUAAAUUAAAUAUAAUUAUUCCAUUUUAUUUUCUAUAAAAAAAUAACUUAUUAUCUAUAUGUGUAUGAUAUAUGUUUUAAUAUUAGACAUUUUAAUUGAAAACCGACUAAACAUUUUAAUAACAAUCUAAAUUUGAAUCCAAUUUAACUUCAAGCGUAGUACUAGUACAAAUAUAACAAAUAUCAAUCUAUAUCUAAAGCUUCAAAGGCCAUUAAAAAUCUUGCUUAUCGACCAAAUCGCUGUUCCGAACAUCCUCAUCCUCCAUUCUUUUUUAUUUGAUUGCUGCCACUUCUCGCGAAUUAUCGGCCCUUUGUUUGGAGUUUACAAUUUUGAUUAGUAAAUCUAGGUUAGACUUUUUCAUAAUUUGUCCUUAAUUAUAUUAUCAUAAGUUUAUCUGAAAUUCACGAACAUUAAAUAGAUAUUUUUGUUAUACUCAUAAUGCUUGCUUAAGAUUAUGUGAAUAUUAUAUGACCUGUUGUUGACUUCCCCUUCCAACUGAAAUUGUAAACUUAACAAAGUUAUGCAACAAUAACACAACAUUUUUAGUCAGGGUACAAAGAGAGCUAUUAGAACAAUAAAUUCUAAAACAACGAAAUAUACUCGUAAUUAUAUAAAUAACUAGCUGGCCCGGCAAUAAUUUGCUAUAGCUAGAUAAUAGUGUAAAUAAUAGUAAUACAAAUAAUAAUAAUAGUAGUUUUCCUGUCUGUAAUAAUUAUAUUGUCAUCAAUGUUACAUUGUUACCAAGGUAACCCAUAAAUAAACAAACAAUUAGAUGUUUACCAAAAAUACCAAAAAUAUCUAAAAAAAACCCUCUAUUUUACAUAGGCAUAUUAGAAUUUUUAAAAAUCCUUUCUUAACGGAUGCCUACGUCAUAAUAGCUAACUAUAUGCCAAAUUUCAGCCCACCCGUCCAGUGGUUUGGGCUAGGCUAUGAUGAACCAAUCAGUCAGUCAGGAUAUAUAAUUUUAUAUAUUAUAUAUAUACAGUGAAACCUCCCUUAACGGACACCUCUAAAUAGCGGACGUUUUUUCGGGGACGGAUUAUUGAAUUUAUUUAUGUGUUAAAAAACAUGUUUUCCUCUAAAUAGCGGACACCUCUAAAUAGCGGACAAAAUUUCGGCAACCGAGAGUGUCCGCUAUUCAGAGGUUUCACUGUAUAUAUAUUUUAUAUAUCCGAACAUUUCAAAUAAAACAUUGUAAUAUUCUUCGUCUACCUUACCAUAUUGUUAAUGUCAUACACAAAAUAAUACCUAACUAUUUACUCAUUCAUUAUCAUAAUAUUUAUAGUCUAUUCGGUAUAUGGAUACCAAUGUAAAUGACAGAUGUUUAAUAAGUAUAAUACCUGGUUUAUUUUCGUUGACUGGAUAAUAAUAUUUCAUAAUUCAGUAGGCAGGUAACUACAUAUUACAUGUGACAAUAUUAAAGAACAUGUCCAAUAUUAUAAUCAUAUUUAUUUGAAUAGGGUAUUUGUUUUCGUUUUGGUACUUAAUACUUUCCAACAAAUAUAUUGGUAAAUAAUAACAAUAAUUUUUUGUAUGCCUAACACGGUUGUUUAAUUUCUUAUACAUGGUGUAUAGGGCGUUAAUUACAAAUGUACAAUAUAUAAAUUUGUAUAAUGGAUACCUGCUAAAGGUAUUAUAAAUAAAAGUUUUAAAUUAUAUUAUAUUACAUAUUAUAUUUCACCGGCAUUACAUAUUAUUUUGUUUUUCUGGAAUCUUAUAUUGGAGUAAUUAUUUUACUGCCACAAGGGAGUUACCAAAAAACAUCGAAAUCUAAAACGUAUAGGUAUUUUAAACUUCGGCGUUCCUGUGUCUAGCCGACUUAUUUUUAAUACCUAGGGAACUACCUAAUAUAUGUUUUGAUAGCACGUAUUAUUGAAAAUUAUUAUAAUAUUCAAAAAUAAAAAUGUUUUUUUAAUAUAUUAGUACAUAUAUAAUUGUAUAUAAUAUUAAUACCGGCAUUACACUUGUUUAUAAUUUUAUUAAUACCUAUUUUCGUUUGUUUUUUUUUUAGGCACUACUUGUUGAAUAGGUAUAUUACCUAUAACUUCCAAUAAUCUUCGCAAGAUCAAAAUGCACAAGAAACAAAUCAAAAACUUGUAAGUAUAUAUUAUAUAACUGCAGAAAAUUCGGCGUAUACCUAUUUGAUAAUACUGCAUAUUUAUUUUUAAGUUAUUUAAUUAUUAAUUUAUUAGUUUAUGCGGGUAUGGUCUUCUGAACAAACUGAAAACAACAGAUUGCAUACAACAUUUAUUAUUUAAAAGUUUAAGGUUGAAAAAUGUAUAUAGUCUAUAUGAUUUAAACCGUCAUAACGUUAACAUUACAAUUGAUAUAAUAGUAUAACUGUAUCGUAGGUAUAUAAUAAUAAUAAUAAUAAUAAUAAUAAUAUAAAAUGCGAAAUGUCAUAAUUUAUUAAUCUGUAAAAUAGAUAUAGUAUGCGUUUGUAAAAUGAUAGGAUUACGACGCAAGAGUCGUGUAAUAGAUAAUAACGGUCUAUUUUAUAAUCUUAUUAUUAUGACUUGAGAAAGUUUCACACGAUCAAAAAUAUUGUAUUAUAAAAAUAAAAUGUACUUAAUAUACGUAAACAAAAAAUUAUACUCCAUAAGAAUCCAUCUAGGGUAUAUUCAAAAUCAAGCUUAUACCUUAUAAUAUUACGUAUUUAAAAGGGUUUUCUUAAAAAAAAUGUUUUCUGUACUAUAUCAUAAUGUAUUAUUAUAUAAAUAUUAAAUAUAUAUAUUUUUACACCACUUUAACUAAUCUAACUGUUAUACCUACUAUAUAACCACACUAAUCCUAUGUUUAAAAUAUAUUAUAGUAUAGUAAAAUAAUAUUAGGUUUUUAUUAUAAUGUUUGAUACUGUCUACAGAUAAGGGUCGAAAUAUUAUCGACUUUUCGUCGAUAUUUCAAGUAUAUGUAUACAGUAUACUGCAAGCACGGAUCCAGAACAAAAAUCUUGGGGAGGAGCAACAAUUUUUUUACAACAAAAAUACAAUUACAAUGUUUAUGGUUCCAUUUAUAGUACUAUAAUAGUUUAAUCCACCACAAUCUAUUUGUGAUUGUCUGGGACCAACUUUAGUAGCGACGUGGCAAACUUUUGUAGAAAUUAAUACGUAAUUACGAAAUUACAAAAUUGGAAUCACAGUCCACAGAUAUAACGUGUAAUUAUAUGAUCAUACAUUAUAUCUGUGAUUGAAAUAUAUUAAUAUCAGGAUCUAUAGAAUUGUAAAAAAAAUUAGAGAAAUAAUAUACCUUGGCCCCUAGACCCUUUUUCUGGAUCCAUCCCUGGAGUAUAGAAAAUACUAUAGGUUGUAGGUACCUGGUAUUAUAUUUAACGAACAAUUGUCUGAGAAGUAUAUGCUGCAGCGUGGAAAAUGAACAUAAUUAUUUUCGUUUGUUAGAUUCUAUUAUAUAGUUUGAUGCGAUACUUAUUUAAAUAAUAAUAAUAAUAAAAACAAAUAUUAUAUAACAUAGAUGCAUUUCGUGGUUACGUAAAAGAGUUAAAAAAAAAAACCCAAAACUGGUCAAUGUUGUGUAUUUUUUGAUCAUAAUAUAAUACGCACGUAGGUGGAAUGUAUCAAUAAUAAUGUAAUGUGUUUAUUAAAAUCUACUAUCGCCUAAAGCUAAUAAUACGCGGUCAUUCUGUUAAUUUUAGAUUUUGAGUGGAACGAAGAAGUUUAUGAUUUUAAACAAAUGUUUAUUUUUUAUUUUUUAUGUGAACAUCUUUUUCUACCAGUAAACUUACUCCGAUGUAUACGCUGUAGAUUCUUUUCUGAAAGGAUAUUGUCUAGGGGUGGUACUAGUGGGGGAGGUUAUUUUUCGAUUCUACCAAACAUUUUUCCAGCAAACGUGAAAAACCGGGAAAAUCGGUAAAAUGUUAAACAAAUAUUAUUAAAGAAAAUAUACCAUCUCCAUUUAAUUAUUUUACUAUAAUAUGAGGUGUAUAUUGUUAACAGAACAUCACUAUCAAUUAAAUUCCGCUUAGAAUCGUUGUUCGUAAACAAUGGUUUAUCGUUGCUUACAGAUAAACAUUGAGUUCCCUUCUAAAAAUUACUUUUUACUAUUUUUGAUAUCAUAGGGCAGGGGCAUGUUCAUAGAGGGAGGAGGAUAUCGUAUCCCCUUCAUAAAUUUUUUUUAUACAUUUGUUUGAAGUUCCUUGGUAGUUUCGGUUUUUUUCUAAAAGAAAAAAAAAUAAGUGCAUAUUUGGUUUUAAUUUUUAGUCAUGUUAAUUAUUAUCAUAUACAUAUAAAAUAGGCUUAAUAGAUACCAAUAUAGUAAUAGCAAUUAUCCACAGAUAAUGCGUAAAUAUUAUUAAAAAAAAAAAGGUCCAAAUGGACUAUCAUAAUAUUUUAGUCCAUUAUAUUCCGAUAUCUACGUUAUAAACGCGACCGUCGACAUAUUAAUAUAUUGUCAUUAGUAUUUAUAGUUAUGGAGUUUUUAGCUCGGUAUGCUAUAAUAAAACGUUUAUAUUAAUACAUAUGCCUAAUUGAUUAAAUAUUUUUAAUAAUUUCAUAACUUUAAGUAUGUAUGUAAACGAUAUAAGCUUAUUUGUGAACUGUAGAUUAUCAGAUGCUGAUGAUAAAUUUACUAUAAGUUUAGACUUUAUUUUAGAUAAAAAAUAAUCAGUUCUAAAUACCAAAUGAACAAAACUUUUGUCUUUUACUGUUUAGGCAUUUAAAUAUGUAUGGACACCAUUACCAACCAUACCGAUUUUUCUAAUUUUUCUCCGUUUUUCUCAUGUUUUUUCCGAUUUUUGACAUUGGCUGGGAAAACUCUAGGAAAAAUCAAAAAAUUACCUCCUUAAAAUACUUUCCCAAUCAGAUUUCUUUUCAAAAAAAACGCUAUCAUUGUAAAUCGGAGCGAAAUUGCUGGUAGAAAAGUUGGUUACAAGAAAAAAAUGUCGUAAUACAUUUCGUACAUUUUCCCGUUUCAACCUAUUUAUUGAAAAAACAUGAGUAAACCGAAAUAUUACCUACCUGAAGUACCUCCCCAGUCCGAUUUUUUUCAGAAAAAGUGUUACACUUCAAAUUAGAGCAAAAUUUCUGGUAUAAAAGUUCGCACAACAAACCGAGAGGUGUUUUUCGAUUAAAAUGGUCCGAGUGAGAGAUAGCUGGGUCUCUAGGUACACCUAAAGUGUAUAUUUUUCCCCGUUUAGGUAAAAAGGAAAAAAUAGUGCAACUAGUGUUUUUUUCGAAACACGGGUUUGAACUCAUGAACCUUACAAUGAAAUCAGAUAUGAAUACCAUUCGAGUAGAACAAACAUAUUCUAUGUAUGACAAUUUACAUUUAUUUAAUGUAACGUAUAAUAUCCGCAUAAUAUCAGAACUUCAAAAAGCUAUAAUUUCGAAUCUUGGUUAGUUCGCUUAAUUCUGACGGCAUUAUCGUUCUUAAAUCGGCUAUAUACAUGUGUUCAAAAACUUGAAAAAUUAGAUUUGUUCCACAUAUACAAAAUAUAUGUGGAAAAACCCCCUGUUAAAUUUUCAAGCAUUUCACUAUCACUAUCACUAUUUCACUAUCAUGAACACCACCUUCGUCUAUAUCGUAAGUAUAAGUACCUAUACAAAAAUAUUAUUUUAUAUGGUUAUUGACAGAGAAUUAUAAUAGACAACGGACCUGCACAGGCCUGUUUAGCGAGGGUCUGUAACGUCCUCCUCUCUCCCGCCCAUCUACCCACCGUUACAACUAAUUUUUGUCAACGACAAUGUAAUUGUAACCAUACAGGUACAAAGGUCGAAAACACGAUACUAAUUUACACACGCACACAUAUCUUCCCCCGUCCAUGAUAUACAUAUAGGCGAUCCCUCUCCGAGAACGAAAAGAAUGUAUACAUUAUAUACAUGUAAUGUAUAUAUAUAUAUCGACAGUAUCGCGCACUGUGUUUCUUACCUGUAAGAUCCUGUACGAUCCUACAUGAGUUGGUCCCUUAGCACCCCCCCCCACCAAAUUUGUAUACAUUUCAUCUCGUUAAACUACUCUUAUGUGGACGACUAAAUCAUUAUCCGUGUCGCAGUCGUAGAAGCAAGUCGUCGUUGUCCAGUGUUCAUUUUUAUAACUAUAAAUUGUUAGUGCUUGAACAAUUUUUACAAGUGAUUAAAUAUGUCAUUCAAAAAGUACGAAUACGUCGCACCGGCAUCACCUCCGGAUCUUAUCGACUGCAUUAACUAUACUCUGAGCUUCACAGAACGUAAGUUCGUGAAUAUAGGUGUCGACCUAACAGACACGUUCACCGUCAAAGUUCAUAUAAUAACUCCGUCACGGUACGUCAACCUAACACCGGAUGUUCUAUCGCAAAUAUUUUCACCGAUAGACGAAAUCCUAUCAAACAUACUCGACACGCCGAAAUACAUGUUACACGUAUUUCUGGAAACAGCAAUAUUCAAGUUAUCGCGUUGUGUAUACAAAAAAGAAAACGUUCUUGUAAUAGAAUCAAAAACCAUGACUGGCUGCCGCAUCCUAUUAAAUAGACAGGAUUUAUUUGCGCUUCAAAAUUUGGAAUGGUGCAUUUUCGAGACGAUCGCACGGAAAUACGUGGUCAGUUUACCAGUAGUAUUAAAACAAUUCGAUCGGGUUAGUUGUUAUAUAGAAGAAGAAAUCACUAAAAUGAGAACACCACCAUCAGAUAUGAACGGAAUACGAAUGUUCAUUAAAAGUCUCAAAGAUGAGAAAAUCGUCUCUUCCUUACCGAAACAUGACGUUAGUUAUGUCAGCCAAAUUAGGAUGUAUGCAUCAACUCAAUUAGCAGAGUGCUGGAUGAAUAUGCAGAUUAUAUCACCGUUAUAUACAAUUUCAUAUUAGAGAAGAGAAAAAAAAUGUAUAUUAUUAUAAAGACAAUUUUCGCUUGAGACCCCAUCCCAUUCCUGAAACUGCGGAAUCCAAUUCUUCUUCUUCAUUCAUCUCUUCCUUCAGUACCAGUGGUAAUGUAAUGUGUUGCGGUCCGCACGGGCCGUCGUUGUGGUCGAAUCCUCUUACGGCGUAAGUCGGCGAAUAGCUCGGUGACGGAUAAUCGAAAGAUUACCCGAGCUCUGCAUAUUCAUCCAGCACUCUGCUAAUUGCAUGCAUCCUAAUUUUGCUGACAUAACUAUCGUCAUGUUUCGGUAAGGAGGAGACGAUUUUCGAUUCUAUUACAAGAACGUUUUCUUUUUUGUAUACACAACGCGAUAACUUGAAUAUUGCUGUUUCCAGAAAUACGUGUAACAUGUAUUUCGGCGUGUCGUGUAUGUUUGAUAGGAUUUCGUCUAUCGGUGAAAAUAUUUGCGAUAGAACAUCCGGUGUUAGGUUGACGUACCGUGACGGAGUUAUUACAUGAACUUUGACGGUGAACGUGUCUGUUAGGUCGACGCACAUAUUCACGAACCUACGUUCUGUGAAGUUCAUAGCAUAGUUAAUGCAGUCGAUAAGAUCCGGAGGUGAUGCCGGUGCGACGUAUUCGUACUUUUUGAACGACAUAAUUAAUCACUUGAAAACAUUUUUAAAAAAGUUUAUUCGACGGUAUGGUAACGCGCACGAAGACACAAUUAUAUAUCAACCUUUGUAUCGGCAGUCGCUGACAUUCUGAGAAACACGAUAUGCGUUGACCGCCUAAUAGGGCGGCCGGGGUAUGGUGAGCUCGUUAAUAACGAUUGCUUAUGGUAUGUUAUCAAAAAUAUUAUUUGGAAAAAUAAUAAUAAUAACUUAUUAAAAUACAGAGGUGGCCAAAAGUCGCGCAACGACUACCGUCUUGUAGGGAACGCGUUUCUCCCUCCACGUCGUUUCCGUUACGUCAUAUUGCAACUUUUGUCUCGUUAUCUUGUUUACGUACAACCACAGCAAGGUUUUUAAAAAAACAACAUAACCUAUUAGACGCAGUUUCAUGUUCGUUAUCGUUCGUAACACUGCCGAAAUGCAAAUUUGUUGCGCGACUUAUGGCCACCUCUGUAUAUACACUAUGUAGAUGCAUAUUAUAUACGGUAUACAAAUUUGGUGGGGGGGGGUGCUUAGAGAUCAACUCAUGCAAGAUCGUACAGGAUCUUACAGGCAAGAAACACAGUGCGCGCUGCUGUUGAUAUAUAUAUAUGUAUAUAUUCUUUUCGUUCUCGGAGAGGGAUAGGCUAUAUGUAUAUUAUAGACGGGGAAGAUAUGUGUGUGUGUGUGUGUGUGUGUUUGUGUGUGGAGAUGGUUGGCGGGUAGGGAAAGGCGAUAGUAGUAUUUGGUGAUAACAGUGUGGAAAACAAAGGGAGGCGUGUUCUAAAUAGGUCAAGUACGUGGUGCAUGUAGGAAAAAAAUGAAAAAAAAAAAUCCUUGCACCUGAACCUGGAGUAGAACCGCUAUUUUCAUACGACUGGGAUGCAUUGAUUACAUACACUUUCCAUGUUCAUACCUACGGUAGAGCAAACGACAUUAGAGGCGAAAUGGAAGACGAUGUUUGGAAGGAUAAAAAACAAACAUUCCUUUUACAAAUGCUUAAUAUUAUUAUUAUUAUCUCCACCAUCACGACCGUUUUGACGUACUCUGUGCAGUUAUUAAUGAACGGUUUACCGUACGAUUGAGCCACGUGAAAACCGAUAAAUUGGCGGAACCCCAAAAUAUUGGUAUAGGUAUACCAAUAUCGAUUAGAUAGGUAUGUUAUGUGUCAUUUCAGUGUGGGUAUACUCGUAUUAUAUUUUUUGGUGACAAAUAAAUUGACGGAAGACAUAAUAAUAUGACGCACAUUCCUAUAAUAUAAUACAAAAUACUAUUAUCGUAAAUAUAUGUACACGACAACCGAUACAUUAUGGGAAACGAAAAACCGAAUAACCGAACAAUAUCCAGUAGGAAUGUUCGAAAAACUCAUUUCUCAAUACCAUUAAACCAUGCGCUGAAUUUUCCGGCAUCACCUAUUGAUGUGAAUUUAGCAACUCCAGUUUGUUUUUUAUAAUAUUUUAUUUAAAUUGAAUACGUUGAUUAUUAUGGAUGUACCCAAAUAUUUGGAUUUUCAUAUUUCUUUCAAAUAAUUUUGGAAGUGUGAUUAAAAAUUUGCUCAUUCUAAAUAGCAAAAUACUGACUUCAAAAAAUGUUUUACCCAUUAUUUUGCCCUUUGAUAAGUAAUACAUACAUAAUAUAAUAAUAAUAAUAUUACGUAAUAAAAUAGCAAACAAAAUGAUUAUCUGAUAAUAAGAAAUUAUUAGUUUUGUCGAAUUUAUCGUUGAAUUCCAAAAAAUAUACUUUAGGUCCUUUGAAUAAUAAUCGUCGGAAAAAUUAAAGAGUUUGGCACGUUGUAUAAAUGGAACACAUUUGAUAAAAAUGUGAGUGUGCGUAUGUAUGUGUGUGUGUGUGUGUGUGUGUGUGUAGAAUUCAAUAUGUGACAAAACUGUCUAAAUAAUAAUAUUUGAUAACGGUUCGACAUUUAAGGUUCAGACAUUACUUUCGAAUACAUUCGAUCGUGUUGCGUAUAUGCAUGCAAGCACGCAGAUUUACAAUAAUAUUACACAUGUGUCCAAUUUUUUGAAUAAACUUAUAUUAUUCCGUUCUCGAUCGUUUAAUAAUAUUUAUUUAUGUAUACGUAUGACUGUAUGAGAGAAUAUAGUAUUGUUGUUAUUGGAAUGUGUACAUUCGAUUUUCGUUUUACACUUAUCUAUGUACCUUUAUGAGUAUAUAAAAAAAUACAGCCUUACGAUGAUAAUAAUAUAAUAAAAGUAGGUAUACCUAUAGUAUAUAAUAUGCUUGAGUGCAAAUACAACAGCUCUGAAGAUGUUUUUUUUUUCUCAUCAUAAGAUCGAUCAUUAUUAUCAGUAUAAUAUUAUUAUUGUGUCGUGUCCAUCAUCGCGGAAACGGUUUAACGCGCUCUGCUAUUGUCGUUUCCGAAACUAUUAGUAUACGGUACGAUGUUUUUUCUCUCUCUCUAUUCACGUUUCUCGUACAGUCUCUGCAGAAAAUAAUCAGAAAUCACAAGUCUUUAUAGUUAGGUACCUAAUAGCAUCCUCCUAAUAGUCUUAGCGACUUUCUUAUUUUUCAUUCGUCUCGCGAAUACAAUAUUAUAAAGACGGGUUUUCCGGAAGCAUUGUCGAUAUCAAAUGGUUUCGUUUGACCAAAAUCUAUUACAAUGUUACUUAUAGGUACCUGCUAUAGGCUAACCCAGUGCUUCCCAAACUUUUUCGACUCAUGGCUCCCUUUUUGAACUAAAGUUUUCUCAGGGCGCCCUUGCGAUUCAUUGCAUUCAAAAACCUAUUCUGAUUGGAGUAGUAUUAGUUUCGGUACUUAUCCCAUUGUAUAUCCAAGGUAACAAAGGUAAAUAUAACUGAUAUAGCAACAAUAAUUGUUUAGUCUUUUUUUUUAAUUUUACAGAAAAAGUGUUGGGAAUUUAGACAUUUUUUUUUUAAAAUAAAGUACUACUAGGCAUCCAAAUGUUUCAAGGUAGGUACAAUGUGAAUAUAACUUGAAGCAUUUUUACUGACCAAAAAAAAAAUCCCAAAAAAAAAACGUAUAAUUUACUACUUAAAAAAAUUAACUGCCGAGUUAUUAUAUCUGCUAUAAAUGUUGUGUACCAAUUUGCCAUUCAUUGACAAAAUCAAGAUUUAAAAUACUAAACUUAUGUUGUAAAAUACUAAUUAAUAAUAAAUGAUAAAAAAAAAAAUUGUAUUUUAAGUGAUAAAAUUCGUUGAAAAACGCACAUUUGUAAUUAAUAAAUGUAUUUAUUAAUUCUGGUGUUUAAACUACAAUUUACAAAAGGGACAGUGAAAAUAGGUUAUCCUGGCAAGUGUCAAUAGGUAUUUGAUGUAGCUAAAUUAAAAUUUACUAGUUUAUUAUAUUAAUAAAUUCACACAUUCAUUAUGGUAUAAAUCAAAAAUUAAUAUAUCUUUAUUCAUAAUAUAAAUUAUUUAGCUAGAAACUGCCACUGAUUGUGGCACUUUUUCCAGCAUUCACUUUUCGUGAGCUAGAGUAUAAUACAAAACUCGCCACAGCCACAUUCGAACGCUAGCUGUUAAUUCAAAAACGAAGAAUUUUCGUAUAACAACUGAUGCUCGUUGCGUAUCCUUGGUAUCUAAAUUCAUGGAUCCGACAUUAAAACUAACAGCGCAAAGUUGUCCCUACUGAACGCAAAUUUACUAUGUCGUUUACGUUUGUAAGACCACAAAUGCACAUAUCACUUCAAGCUAAUAUAAAAAUAAUAUAUAGAUAAAUAUAUUUGUAUUAAGUACCCGUUUAAUUCUUCAAAAGCAUCGGUUUUUUUUUUUUAAUCGUAGAUUUGGCCGACAUUAAUAAAAAUCACCUUGGUUUGGUUUGCGGAUUAACUACUUGGACAAUUAUAUAUAUAUAAUAUAAAACGUUUUUGCGAUAAGUAAUGACUGAAAUUAAAAUACAUUGGUAGGUAAUAUUAUAGUUCUGUACCUAUCGUUCCACGGAUCUGAGUCGGGAGUGUCCGUGUCAUUAAAACCAAUAAUAAUAAUACUUUAAUGACUAAACACUUUGACCACGACUGCUAUGGGUACCUAACAAUAAUAUUAUUGUAACCUUAUUGUAAAAGGAAAAUGUACCAGUCUAUCACCUAACCUACCUACAAUAGCUAUGGUACACCUGAAUAAAUAUUUAAGUUUAUAGACGAGUUGUCUAUAUGUGUGUAUAGGUAUGUACAAACUGUUUUUCUUUUCUUUUCGCUGUAAUAAAAUAUAUACAGGUAUAUACACCUAUACAAUAUAAUUUUUUCCUCUUACUCGGCAAUCUCUGCAGAAUACGCCGCAAUAGUACGCGGUCGAUUAUAUUCUAAUUUCUAUUGGUGCGCAUUUAUAAUAUAAUAUUAUAUAUAUUAUGGUGUUAGUUAUUGGAAUAUGCGUCUCGCAUAAUAUUUAUUUAUUUAUAAAUUAUAAGGAAAGUUCUUAUCUAUUGUCUAUAACUACAUAGAGUAACAGUAGUGCAGUAGGUAUAACACUAUGUGCGGCGUAUAAUAUCGGAUAAUAUUAUCAUGAACAAAAAAAAAUUAAAAAAUCAUUCUAUUAUCGUGACUGGGUAGUGGGUACCUAGAUACUAUUAUUAUAAUAGGUACCAACAUUAGGUCACGCGCAAACCUAGUUUAAGUUAAUCAUAUAUUCAGCAUGUAGGUAUACCAGCAAUUCGUGUAUACUUAUCUAUAAUAUUCUUCUGGUAUAAAUAAUAUGAUAAUUAUAAUAAAUAAGUUUGUAUGUUUUGUACCUACUGCGAACCAUUUUUCUGCGCGGCACGUGCGCGAUCUAAAUUUUUCAACACAGCCCGUGUAUGCGUUGGAUUACACAUACUUGUUUAUAAUAUUAAUCAUUAUUCAAAGACAAUAAUAUUCGAUAAAGUAAUAAGCAAGGUUAAUGCUUUUGACUUUUUAAGUUCCUAGAAUAUUUUGUACAAAAGAAUAGUAGCUUUAACGAGGAUAUGAAAUAUAGGAUUAAGUGUAGUGGGGUAAAGUGGAGAGAAAUAUCACGUGCUUUAACUAAAAAGAGGAUUCCAAUGAGACUAUUAAAGGUAAGUUCUACAAUAAUGUGGUUUGACUCGUUAUGUUAUAUGAUUUGGAAUUAAGGGCGUUAAAUAGAAAAAUAGAACAGUGAAUGAGUAUGGCAGAGAUAAGAACGAUAAUAUGAUAAAUGUAUAUGGUAAUAUAUUGAAUAAGCACUUCAGCCUAAUAGAGUUACCCAGAGACACCACGAGGAGGUUGGUUGACAAGUCACUCAAAAAUUAUCUUCUUUUAGUUUUUUCAUAUUUUGAAACCAUGUUAGGUUAAUUUGACAACAUUUUUUAUUUAAAAUAUUUUAAGUGGGCAUUAGGUUUUAGGAUCAUCACCAUAGUAUAUAUUCUUCACAAAUUUAUUUUAAUUUACACUAAGUAAAAAUUUAAAACACAUUGUUUUUAAAAACUGAUACCUGGUAAUGAGAGUAUAUUUAUUCAUCACUUCUUUCAUAAAAACUUCUUUUUCCCUGUUGGUCUUGGAUUUUUUAGUCCCAUUGCUCCUGUAUUUAAUAUAUGUUUAUUAUUGCACUUCUAACAGCAUAUCUAUAAAUGUAUAAAUAUUUGUGUGUCCAUUAAAAGUAACUCUUAAGUUUCGAAUGAUAACUCUAACGACAAUUCGUAGUUCUAUUCCAUUUAUAACAGUGGAGAUUUGAGCCCAAAUACUUGGUGAUACACACAAAUAAGGGAAUAAAAAGAGAUUCAUAUCAAAAGUUUCAUUCUAAGCUGAGCUAUACCAUCUAAAAAUAAAACUACCAUUAGUUAAAGGAUGUCGGGUGUAUAUGAAGACGAUGUUUAGAAUAGGGUCAAGUGAGACUUUAAGACAAGAGUGGCCGAUUCCAAAUAGUUUGAAUGAAGACAAAAGUAAAGAUUCAUAGACAAUAAAAUAAUAUUACAAAACAACUAAUAUUAGAUAGCCGACUCGUAGAUCGGACGAGCACACGUACCGACAUGAUCAUAAUUUAGACAUCAUACUUAUCUAUUUUGUCUUGGGGAUAUCUAAAUAAUUUUUAAGCUGAAUAUUAAGUAGACACAUAACUUAGUUGAUUUUUAAGCGGUAGUAUUGUUCUAUCAAUAUUAUAAACGGGGACAAGCUUGACACAUCGUCUACUUUGAAAUUUUUAAUUUGAUUUUACAUAUACAACAAAAAAGUUGAAUUAAACGCGACAAAACGAAAUCGUUUUUUUAAAAUGAUAAAAAUAUAUUGUUGAAAUAAAUAUUAUUAAUAUUAUGCUCUAUUGUAAAAUGUUAAUAAUAUUAUUAUAUAUGUAUUGGGUGGUCACUGCUUUGGAAUAAGACCUAUAAUAUUAAUAUUUUAAUAAUUAUAAUAACAUUAUUAUUGAUAUGAUUUAAUCGGCAGAUGCAACCUAUUCGAAUACUGAUGCAUUUGAAUUUAGAAAUCGUAUAAUUUAACCGCAAUGAAAUCUAUUCGCUUUAAACGCCCCAAGCAGCAAUAUUAUAGCAGAUGAAUAGGCAAAUCGUAUAUUACCUAAUAACGAAUAGAUAUUUUGUAAUAUAAUACUGCAGUUUUCGCUUUGUAACCGAAUCGGACCUUUGAGAAGAGAUUAUAAUUAUUUAUUAUAACGUUAGAUAUUAUAAAACAUAUAAUUAACAUUUCUAAUUAAAACACACACAGACAAUUGUAUAGAUUAUAGAGUAUACCUGUUAAGAGUUAAAUUAUUAUACAUUACAUGGUAUUUUGUUUUAGAUUCUGAACAGAGCGAGGAAUAUAUUGGUCUUACAAUGAUAUUUAUUUAUUUAUUUUUUUUAUUUGUGAACAACUUUUCUAUCAAUAAUUUUGCUCCAAUUUACAAUGAUUACACUUUUUCUGAAGCUAAUCUGUCUAAUUUGGUACUUUAAAGAGGCCACGUUUUGAUUUUCCCGGCUGUUUUCAUAAUAAAUGGGAAAACCCAGGAAAAUAGGCGCAAUAUUAAACUAAUAUUAUAAAAUAAAUUAUUUAUUUCAUAUGUAAUUAUUUUACCAUAAUAUGACAUAGGUAUAUUGUUGACAUAGCAACACUAUUAACCGAACUUCACUCAGAAUCGUUUUUCGUUAGCAAUUAUUAAUCGUUGCGUACAGAUAUACAUUCAAUUUCCCCUUUACCUUUCCGACUUCCCACUAACAACAAUGGCACAUAUAUGUGCGAAGUAUGUCUUUUUUUUUUAUAAUUUACCACGCGCGGGAUCAUAAUCACAUACGAAUAAUAUUUACCAACGUAUAGGUAAAUAUUUUAAACUAACAUCGAUUAAUUAAUAUUGUUUUUAUUUAUAUUAUAUUGUUAUAUAUAAUUAUAGUAAACGUGUUUUUAUAAAAUGUGACGCAGUUCGUAUAUUUACGGUGAAUAGUAAUUAUUUGGUUUCAAAAAAAUAUAUUUAUUUUAUAAUAUCAGUGUUUAUUAAUAAUAUGUAUCUAUAGUUUUGUAUAAUAAAUCGAUCGGUAGUAUAUAUACAAUAUUUGAAAUGAUUUUAGCACUACCGGAAUUUAUGUACUAUAUAUUAUUAAUUAAAUGAAUAAUUGUGUAAGUUUAAUAUAAUAAUAACAUUCGUACUAUAUUAUAAUAUAGUAAUUACAGGAUAUGUCAAAAAUACUGAUGUAAGAUAUUAUAGGAAAACAUAAAAUAAUUAGUAAAGUUAUUUAUUUCAAAAAGUAACGUAAUGGUUUGAAGAAUAUAUUUUAUAUGAUUUUUAUUUGCUAUUUACUAUUAUACAAGACAUAAAUAUACAUAACAUAAAUUAUUUUCGUACCAAAAACCCCGGGUCAACCCCCUUUAGGGCUUGAAUUCGUGGGCAUACCCUAUGUCACCGGGUAUAAAUGUAGGCUAUGUUGCUUUCUACCAGUUUUACCAGCGAAAGAAUUUUCAAAAUCAUAUAAGCAGUUCCAUGUUUUACAAUCGUACAUACAUACGACUUUUUCAUUAGUAGAAAUAAGAAAACUUAAAAUAAGAAAUAAAGAAAUAGUUGUUUUCUCUAGUGUUACCAAGGUAACUCUUAAAAUUAUUAUAUAUAAGAGGUAGGUAUUAGUAUAUAUUCUAUACUAUAAAUUGUCUGAAUUACUCUAGUUUUUGCAUUGUGACGGUUAAAAUCAAUUUUCCUUUUUAAGUUCAAACGUGCGUAUACUUUACGUCUUUAUGACCAAAUCUUUAAAAAUGCAAUUGCAUCAUCACGAUGACAAUAUUAUUAUCUAUCAUUAGACAUUAGUAUAGGCGUUUAUCGAGGUUGUUGCAGAUAGAUUUGCUACAAAAAAAUAAUUCUUAAUACCAUAAUUUAUUAUUAUUGUUAUGAAUUAUUAUAAAAUCACCAACUUUAUUGCUUAUUUACUUACUUAUACUUAAAAAUAUAUGGUUUUACAUUCUGAGAGGGGCGCCAUGAAUGCUGCAAUUUAUUUAUGGUUUUAUUACAUGAUUUAGGUUUAUUUUCAAGGCUGCAGAGCAUUAACGAAUUAAAAAGCUUAAAAAGUUAAAUGUUAAUUUAAUUUAAACUUUUAACUUAACUUUUAGCCAUUCAUUUUAUUUUUUAUUAACUUAACUUCGAACUAAAUUGUUUGCGUUCACUUUAGAGGUUUGAAAAAAAUUUUCCAAAUUUUUUACAACUUUAUAAUUGAAUUUAGAAAUAUUAAUAAUUAGUAUUAUUAUCCUCUAUACUCAUGCGAAGGUAAAUUUAAUGAAAUGCACGGAUAGAGCAUGAGUCAGUGUUAAAAUAAAAAGAGAGGAAAAAAAAACGGUAAAAGGAUAUUAUUUAGAAUGUUUCAUUUUAUUAUUAUGCUUGCGAGCCACGCGGCAAGUGCGUGUACCGUUAGAACUUCGUUAGAUUCCUCGCAGUUUUAGGUCAUUGACUCGCCCGGCUAGGACAUACCUGUCCAUAUCAUAUGUAUAAUAUAAUAAUAAUAUAAGACAUACGUGUUUUUAUAAUAAUAUUAUGUUUUAUUUUUAUAUAAUAUAUUAUUUACGAACGUGAUAUUUGAACUUGACUUAUUUUGACGCAUUAUAAUAAGUAUCUUUAUUGGUCACUGAGUAGAAGUUAUGUAGAAUUAUCAAUCAAUGUUAAUAACAAACUGUAAACAUUUAAAAUUUGAAAGUUUUAAAAUUCGGCUCCGAUGCAACAUGUUACAUGAAAAACUCUCUGGAUUGUCAAUCAUUCAUUGUCAUCGAGAUCAACAUGUUUACAUAGAUAAAGUGAUAGAUAUUUUUUGUAAAAAUAAAAGGAAAAAAGAUUUUUUUAAACAUUUUAUUCAUUAUAUUAUGUUAUAUGUAUAAUAAUUAUUAAUUGGUUAAUAUUAUAAAAAAUAAAAUAAACUUUUGGUAUUUUUAAUUAAGACAUUUUAUAAAGAUUAAUUAGUUUGUUUUUAAAGAAAUAUAGCAUAAUGCAUAGUAUACAGUAUAAUGGUGUCUUAAAUUGUUAGUAAUUUUAGAUAUUGUAAAUUAACACAUUUUAUAUUUUAUUCUCACAAUUUAAUUAUCGCUUUACCUUCUACGACUUACGCAAUGCCAAAAUUCCUCCCUGGGGAGAAAUUUCCACCCCAAUGGAAAACUUAACCCAACCUAACCUAUAAUACACACAUAUUAUAAUAGGUCAUUCAAAUUUAACACUUUUGAUUUAAACGACGUGAAACUCGCAUUUACUAUCUCAAUGUCUUAGAAACGUUAUGUAACAACGUCAAUUUUUUUCGAUAUUUUAAUUUUUAAGUGGGAUAUAUGAAUAUGUGAAAUAUCACAAUUUAAUAAUACUUAUAUAUUGAUAAAAUUAAAAUAUCGAAAAAAACAUAUGUAUUGUUGCUUAGGUAAUGUUCUUAUCUUUAAGUUUAAGGUUUAGCACUUUAACAGUUCAACUUUAAAACUAACAGCACAAAUAUGUACCAGCUGAACAAUUAGCUUAAGAGGUAAGAGAACGUGAUACUCACGUAAUUACUGUUUCAGUACAGGUAAUAAGCAGCAUAGCAAAAUUAUGUUACUACUGAUUUAUAAAUGGUGACGUUAAGAUAUAAAUUAAGGCACCUAGAACACAGGGGGUAUAAGUGACAUUUUAUCGAUUUCGAAAAAAUCUAGUUUAAAGUUAUUUGAAUUUAAUAUCAUUAUUAUAGAAUAUUAUCAUAUCAUCACUUAUAUUCUAAUGAUAAACACAAUUUUUAGCCACUUGACAGUAAAGAGAUAUAAGUGUAUCUACAACUGUAGUGGACCCUUGUACCUAAAUUUACUUCUAAUAUGUUAUGACAUUUUCAUUUGAAGACUAUUUUGAUGAGAUCUAGUAUCAAAUACUAGAUCGCAGCACAUUCCAAACGAUUUUCCUAUUUUUUUACCAUAAAAUAAAAUUGAAUAUUUUUAGUUCAGCUGUGCUCUUAACUCAGAUUUUUUAAAAAUGUUACUUAUAUCCCUUGUGUUCUAGGCACCUCAAUAUCAGAGUUUAAACAGAAAUAACACAAUAUUUAGAAUGGAGAACAUUUCCGAAUAGGGGUCCGUAUUCAAAAUAAUUGAAGAGACUGUAAUGGCAGAAAUAUCAGGAAAUUUUAAAUUAUUGUUCUAAGUAUCGUAGAAUAUGCUGAUAUGUGAUAUGUUACUGAUCAGCCCCUCCCCCUUCCCCCUCAAAAAAAAAUCUCGAACACGAUACUGUAUCCAAGGGCUGUACAUAUCUUUUUUCUAAAAUAUUGUCGUACAAAAUAGUUACAGCAAUGCCGUUUUGCUUUUUUUAAAUAGCUGUAUUUUUUCUUGUUGUUGUUGUUCUUAUUUUUUUAGAAAAAAGCAACCUUAUACUUCCCUCAAAAAUAUUUUUCUUUUUAAAUGUUUUUUGUGGUUAAAUCCCAACUUCAAUCUAAAUGCCUCAAUUAUACAAUUGACGUUCUUAGUAACGCAAUUUUGCUAUGUAGCCGUUUUAUAGUUAGACUGAAACAGUAAAUAUCUAGGUAUCACAAUAUUAUUUUUCUUUUUUUGUGUUGAGUCCCCUCCCCUCUCCAGGUUCAUAGAGGUAUAUUAUACAAUAAUUUUAGAAAAUAUCAAUAAACACCAAUAGUUUAUAGGCAGGUACUUAAUUAUUUCGAGUUUUCUCGUUCUUCUUAUUUUUACCCGGUUUAACCAACAAAAUCAUAUUUUUUUGUCGGAGGAGAAAAUCGACAUCAACAUGCAAUACCCACAAUUAUUUGUUUUAAAUCUAGCUAAACUAUAAUAACACAGUAGCAACAGAUAACAUGAAAUAUAUAUAUGUAUAAGCUGUUGUAGCGAUGAUUGUAUACAAUAUCAACAAGAAAACCACAAUAUUUAAUAUUAUUAUUAUUAUUAUGCGAUCUAAAAUAAUACUUACAUUGUUCACUGAACGAUAUAAUCACUGAUGCGAAUGGCUGCGAGAAAACUGCUACAAGUCGUAGAUAAAAAAAAAUAUUUUUACUAUGAUUCGAUGUGCGUGAUAAUAAUAUUAAUAUGAUAUCUAUAUGUUUACAUUUUUAGAGAACAUUUUAAUAAAUAAUUCCUUAUAUUUAUAGCACCGCGAAUAAUGUUUCAUGGCGAGAAUUCUAUACGAGAUGAAUUUAAUAAGAACCAGAUUUAAAUUGAUUACCAAGUUUAUUAGGUUAUGACAAACACAAUUAUAAUAUCUAUUUUUUUUUUCAGAUCUAAUAUCGAUAAAACAAAUUAGGGUUGUUUUCUAUUUCUAUUCUUUAUGAUAACACAUACAAGUUUUGAAUUUUUAAAAUCGCCCCAACCAUAGUAAACUUGUUAAUCAAUCAAAAUCUGUUUGUAUAAUUAAAAUCCAAAUCCAGAAUUUAUAUUUUUGUCUGGCUUUUCUGUUUAAAACGUCGUAUCCAUCGGUUAAUCCAGACAUGCUUUUAUUUUAUCAUCGUAUCAUUAAAGGCGGUCAUUAAAAUGUAAAAAACAAUUUUCAAAUUUUAUAAAAUUGGAGACAAUUUUGAAAAUCGAUUCAAAUUCUCUAAAUUUAAUAAUUAAUUCCGUUAUAUUAGACAUAUAUUUUUAUAUAUUUUCGACCCAGAGUUUAUUUGAUGGAUUUCUCCCCAUAUCUGUGCAAGGCCCAAAACGAAAAAUCUCUUCGUACAAAAAAAUGUCAUAAAUAACUUAAAAGAUUCUUCGAUUUGAUCAGCAAUUUUAAAACAAUAACCCGAUGAUACAUAAGUAUAGAUGUAUAAGCGUAAAGUUAUAUAAAUAUAUUAUUACUUUAAAAUUAAAAAUAUAAAAAAAUAAAUGUUUUAACUAUUUUUUAAUUGUUCAACGCGUUAUAGGUACGUAUUGUCGACAGGUACCCAAAUUUGUGGAGCCAGAUGCAUUUUUAAUAUUUUCCUAUUGCUUAAUUCGAGUUCUACUAACAGCUAGAAUAGGUUUAAAUCAUGGAUCAAUCGUUUUAAGGAUUUCCUGGGGUAGUUUGAAAAAUGAAAAAACUGUUUAGUAUAUAUUAUAUAGAAAAAAAAUAAGCGUUGUAAAUUUUGCUCGAAAUAGUUCUUUUUUCAAUAUUUGAAUGUAUAAUUGUGACAAUAUCGUGUACAAAAUACGAGUAAUAAUAUCAUAUUAUACGCCAUCGACUCGUGCCACCUAGGCUCUACCGAAACAUUAAAAACUGGUCGCAUCUAAAGCAAAAUACACUUCUUGUUUAAGUAUUAUAAUAUCAAAGAAAAAUAUCAAAAUUCAAUAUAUACACGUGUAUAUAAUGACUUGGACUUAAUUAGGCGUAUGGCCUAUAUAUUUUUAAUAAUUGGUAAAUAAACUGCAUUGUGGUAUAUAUAAUAAUAUAAUAUGUGAUAGGAUUUGAUAUUACGUUUUUGUAUAGUCGUAUAUUAUACAGGGUGUCUCACGAUAAUCUUGAAAUUACUUUUGUUAGGUAUAUUCAAUAUUUUAUCCCUACAGUCGGACCUUCGUCAAUUAUUUUAAUGAUUUUUAUUAAGUAUUAUGAAAAACCAUGAAAUAUGAAAACAUGAAAAUAUGAGUUGACUUGGUAGGUAAAAAAGUGUAUUAGAUACAGUUUAAUUAUAUUAUAAUAUCUGCUUUUUAUUAUUUUCGUGUGUCUCUUUCAACCAAAAAUCUUGCUCCCAUUUUCAAAUAGGGUAUAAUAAAUUUUACGAAAGCAAAAUUUGUCUAGUUGGUGCAUGGCAGAGAUCAUUUGUUUUAUUUUUUUUUUAGUUUUCUUCUAAUACGGCUAGGUAUAAGUAUACAAAUGCAUUUUUUGCAAUUUAAGUUCAUAAUAUAACGACCGUAUUAUUAGCAAUCCAACAACAAUACACACGGUGUAUGAUAAUAUGAUAAUAUGUGAUGCGUAAACCUGUAAAAAGUGUUAUAAGAUAAUUAUAAGAUACGGCUGGCUGCUAUGUACAAAUUGUAUACAUAUAUAUAUAUAUAUAUAUUAUAUAUUCAGCUAACAGAGCUGAAGAGAUACGCGAAUCCAAGAAGGCGACGGGUUGGAACCAACCGCAUCCAUAUUACAUAUUAUAAUAUUAUUAAAGUCUCGACUAACAUAUCAUCAUAUAUUAUUACACUUGUACGUAAAAAAUUAUAUAUUUUACUUGUGUGUAGUCCAGCGUGCGAUGGGAGUCGUAUUUUUAUUAUGUUUUUCACAUUAUAAAUGCAUCGCCCCCGUUACCCCGUUUUUCGAUUUUAUUAUAUUAUAUUGUUUUGUUAUAACUGUUGCAGCGGUAGUAGGUAAGUCGUUCAAACACUUGAUCGUCAUUGCAAUUGUACAUUUUAAGUAUUCUUUUUUUUUUAAUUAUUUCCGGCCACCAUAUGUAGCACAUUUUAUAUUGUAUUUUGCGUGUAAUAUGUAUUAUGUAUAAUAAUUAACUUAUUAUUUUUUAUUAUUUCUUAUAUAUAAUUUUAAAAUUAACUCUGUCGAACUAUAAUAAUAAUUGACACUUGACACUAGUAUAAUAAUUAAUACGCACAAGACCACAAUACUGUACGAUUUAUAUAUUUUAUGAUAGAUCUUUCAAAUAUUUAUAUUCUGAGUAGAGUGAAGAAAUGUAUGGUUUUAUAAAGAUGUUUAUUUUAUUUUUCUGUGGACAAAUUUUCUACCAGAAGACUUACUCCAAUUUUUACGUGUAGCAACUUUUCUGAAAGAAAAUCGUUGUGGCAAGGUAUCUUAAAUUCAAAAACAAAUAUAUCCAAUCAACUACCUAAAUAUCAUAGUAUAAUAAAAGUAAUCAUUAUAUGAAAUCAUAUAAAUCAUUGCUUGUGCGUUUUCUAAUUAAAAAUGCAAAUGUUUUAAUUUAAUUAAGAUUAGGUAGUGAAAUUUUAAAUGAUUGUUAUAAUAAGCAAAUAUAAUGUCACGCUAUGCAUACGAUGUCGAUGAAUGUUCUACACAACAUUGUUAUUUCUAAAUUCCUAAAAAAAAAAGUAUAUAAAAUCCAAAUUUAGAAUUUUCUCUGUUCUUUUAAAAUAUAUUCGCUUGAUACCUAUUAAAAAUGCAUUUAGUUGAAACCUAUAAUCAGAUAGUGUUUUAAGUAUUUUAGAUUCGAAUAGUAGCAAAGGAUCUAGUGAUUUUACUAUGAUGUUGGGUAUUUUUUUUUAUGAGUUUUUUAAUCAAAUGUUGACGAAAAUCGUAAAUAUUAUGGCCUUUAAAAUAUGUAUAUUCCAACUUCACUCCGAAUCGUUCUUCGUUAUCAAUGGUUUAUCGUUGGUUACAAGGUAUAGAUUAUAGGUAAAUUAAAUAACUUUAUAUAUUACACCUUCCCCACUACUCACCUAUAAUAGUGAUCGCACCAGUCUCCAGUAUCAGCUCUUUUUAGAUUCUAAGUGUAGCGAAGAAUGUAUGGGUUUUACAAAGAUGGUUUUUAUUUUUAAUUUUUUUUUUUACUAUGUGUAUAUUUUUACCAAAAAUGUUGGAAAUCUUUUCUGAAAGGGAAAUUUCUUUAGGUAGUACUUUAGGGAGAUACAUUUUUAACUUUCUUAGGAAUUUUCUCAAUAAAUGGGAAAAAACGGAGGGAAACGAGAAAUUGUGCGAAAUAUAGGUAAUAGCUAUUACCUAUAUAUAUACCUAUGAACCAUUUCGUACAUUUUUUAUUAUAUUAGUUUAAAAUUAUUACAGUCUUUUUUUUCCUGUGAACCACUUUUCUUUCAACAAUUUUGCUCCGGCUUAAAAUAAUAAUACUUUUUCUGAAAGUAAAUCUAACUGGAGUAAUACUUUAAAAGGGUUAUUUUUUUGAUUUUCUCAAGAGUUUUCCAGGAAAAACUGGAAAAAAACGGGAAAAUAGGUACAAUAUUAAACAAAUAUUAUUAAAGAAAAUAUAUAAUACUUAUUUAACUAUUUUACCAUAAUAUGAUAAAACAGCACUAUCAAACGAACUCAGAAUCGAUUUUUCAUUAGCAAUGGUUUAUCGAGGCUUACAGAUUUACUAUCGAAAUUAUAAAGAAAAACAAAAAUAUCAAAUAUUUAUAGUGACAACCUUGUGGUUUGUUGUAUUUAAAAUAAAUUACAAUUUUAAUAAAUAUAUUGAAUUUUUCAAUGCACAUAUUAAAAAAUACUUAUCUAAAUCAUUUAUUUUAAAACACUAAUUCGUUUAUCAAUUAUUUUUGUUAAAUUGUACUUUUCUAUCCAACAAUAUUUUAAUUGAAAACAACUACUAUAUAUUAUAUAUAUAUUACCUGUACAUUUAUUAUUUAUACAGUGUCUAGUGUCCACUAACCAUUUUACGCUUAGUAUACACGAGGGAGGUUUAUUUCUCUGUUUUACAUUUUCAAGAGGCUUAGCCUUUCAACCCCCCCCAAUGUCCGCCUAUGGGUAUAAUACAUAGAAUAAUUUUAUUUAUAUCUGUACGUAACGAUAAAUCAUUGUUUACUAAAUUCAUUAAGACUGAUUCACUGUUCGAUACUUGCAAAAGCUGACCAUCUAAGUACACAAUAUUAUUAUGCCGCAGCAGUUUUUCCAAUUCAAUUAUUUUAUAAUUUUCGGGUCAUCCGGUUUACUAAUUUUGACGGCGUCUGUAAUCUAAUAAUAUACGGGCGAGUGGUAUUUAAUUAAUAGUGGAAAUUAUCGUGAAGCGAAUACGAAUUACGAGUAGAUCAACAAUUAUGGCAAUAAAUCGACGGAGGCGGCUCUACCGGAACACGUGCUCUCGAUGGUGGUAGUAGCCGGGAAGCGGGGUGGGGGGAUGGUUCAAGUUAGUCAAUAGUUCUUUAUUGUAUAGGUACAUAAUUAAUAGUCUUUUCAAAGCCCGCUUUGAUAGUCUUUUGACAGGAAAUUUUUUUUACUUCCCGUUAUUAAUGUUGCUAUGCCAGACGACGUAUUAAUUAAUUUAUUAAUUAACUAAUUUAUUUAUUUAUUUACGAGUAUUAAUCAUUUAAUUAUUUUUGUUUUAAUUUGUUAUUUUAUUAUUUAAAUCGUGCAUAUUACGGCCUUUCAAAACGUAAUAUAUUAUCGAACUUCAAUCCGAAUCGUUUACAUUAGAAUAGGUUUACCGUUGGUUACAGAUAUAAAUUAAAUAACUAUAUAUCCCACCAUACUAUCUACCCCCUAUAUGUAUAGUGGCUGUACUCGUCCACUAUAUCAGCACUUUUUCUAAAAGAAAAUCUGACUAAAAUGGUACUUUAGGGAAGUAAUUUUUUUAAUUUUUCAUAGGAGUUUCCAAAAUAAGUCAAAAAUGUAGAAAAAACGGAAAAAAUUUACGAAAUGUAUUGUUAUUAAUCAGUUUUUAUGUUGUGAUUUAGUUUAAAAUAUUUAUAGAAACUUAAAAUUUAGACAGAAUACUUAUUUAAUUUUUUACUUUUUCUAGACAUGGUAACAUGUUAAAAACAUUUAAGCCAUUUUUGAGCUAUUUAUAGAGAUUUUAAUUUUUGCGAGUUUUUUACGAAAUUUGUAUUUGGUAAGUACUCUGUGAAUAAAAUUAUUAGACUAAACAGAAAUGUUUGAAAAUUUAACAAGAGGUUUGUUAGAAGUCGUAAUUUAUGGUCAAAAAAAAUGUUUGUUUAAUUUAGUUUUUUUUUUUAUAUAUAUAUAUAUGUAAGAAUAAUUUUAAUAUCAAAUUUUGACAAAAAUCUUAAAUAAUACGGUUUUUUAAAACAUAUUUAUAAAUGAUCGGAUGAUCGCGAUAAACAUUACCAAUAUUUAAAUUUUGUAAAUAAGUAUACGUUUUUAUUUUCUACUAUUGACUCUUUGUGUUUAAAGUCGUAUUUGUUAGACAAUCUGAACUAUUUACAAUAUAACGUGGAAGUCUAUUUUGAUUGUAUUAUAAUUACUGCAUGCAUAUAAUAUGCAUACAAUUCUAAGUUUAUUAACGCACUUAUUCAACGAAUGAAAAUAAAUAGCUGAUUUUUUUUUUCAAUUAUGUUCAAACGUGUUCAUUGUUAUGUGUAAGUGCAGUGUUAUGAAAACGAAAACCGUAUAGUUUUCAUUUAAUUAAGUAAAUUUACGAUUCACGAAACACUAAUUUUUAUUAAUUUCGUGUACACCAUACGAGACACACUAUACAUCAUGUUUACUGAGUGAUAAUUGUCAAAAAAAAGUAAAUUAUUUAAUAACAUUUAGAGAUGUUACAUUUUUUUAAUAGAUAUGACACAAUAAAUACCUGAGAUGGGUGCAGCCACUUAUGUAGGUGGGUAAUUGUAAAGGAGAGAAAUAUAAAUUUAUUUUAUUUACACCUAUAACCCACAGUAAACGCUAACGAAAAACGAUUCGGUGCGUAUUAAUACUUAUAUAUAAAAAAUUUUUUAAUAUACUUCAAUGCACACAAUUUUUUCUUACCACUAAGUACAGCUUAUAAUGAAACUUCUAUCAAAUUUUCAAGCAUUUCUGUUAAGUUUAGUCUCUAUAGAUAUUUUUAACUGAAUUACAAUAAAAAAAAAAAUUUUUAAAUAGUAAAAGAAUUAUUUUUUGAAAUUUUUCCAUUUUCUGUUAUUACCAGGAUGAUAGCGUUUAUGGUAAACUAUAUUCUAUAGUGUUAUCAGAUAUUCAUGUAAAAUAGUUUUUUUUUUUUUUUUGUGAAUAAUAAUUUUUUUAUUUAGGUACCUAAGAAUAUUUUAUUUUAUUAUUAUUAUAGUCGUCAAGUCUUUCUUAACUGAAGCUAUAAAAAUAUUUUACCCAAUUAAUUUUCGGUGUCGCUUUCUUCUCUCACUGCUAGUUGCUUUUAAUAUAUAUCGCCAAGCCAACUUGAAAAAAAAACAGCAUAAUAAAGCACGAAAGACACGUAGAAAGCGUUGCAUCGGCUCCUUUGUAUAACAUAAACCGUGUAAUUAAAAUCGAAAUUAUCAUUCUCUCUAUCCUCUUUAAACACCAUACCUAUACCCGUGUAAUAAAUCAUACCGAUAAAUAUAUCUUAAAAUUUCUUAUUAGGUAUGACGAUAAUAAUAAUUAUAACAAUUAUUAUCAUUGUUGUCAUCAUUGAAAAUAGCGCAGUCUUCGAAAAAAAUUCAAUUUUCUUCAAUUCUGUUUUUCGUGAGCACUAAUUUAUAAAUAAAUAAUUACAUAGGUGAUAUUUUAAAUUUUUUAAUAAAUAUAGACACUAGAUUAUUAUUAUUAUUAUUACAUAUGACAUAAUAAUAAUAUUCGUAUAUAUUUUAUUCAUUAAAUGUUUUUUUUUUUUCAGAGAUUAUUUUGGACGAUUGUGCUUUUUAGUAUGUCUUUACAUAAGCAAAUCAGAGGCGCAAUGCCCAUGGCAAGCGGACCAAUCGUCUUCAGAACUGCAGUCGUCUUGUAUAUGUUCCACAAAUAUAGCUAAACAGUUAUCGGUACAGUGCGAUCUUGUUAAUUACGAUGCACUUUUGCAAACGCUUGACAAGUAUUCACAGAAUAUGACAUUAGACCUUCUUUACAUAAAUAAUAGUUCGGUAAAACGUAUUGACGACUCUACUUUUUCCAAUCUUAAAAUACAUAACUUACAAAUGUCUGGUUGCCAAAUACAAACAAUAUCGCCGAUGGCGUUUAAAGGACUCGAACCGUAUUUAAGACACUUAAGUCUGCAAGAUAAUAAAAUAGAAGAACUACCUAUAUCCAGCAUAGAAGGGCUGAUCAACUUGACAUUAUUGGAUCUUUCAAGAAAUAGGAUUUUUAGAGUUCCUGACGACGCGUUUGUUACCUUAAAAAAUAUACAAACAAUAAAAUUAGCGGAUAACAAUCUCACGCUAUCUAAAAAUGCAUUUAGAGGUCUCGAAAACAGUUUAAAAAACUUAAAUUUAAAAGGGACUAACCAGAAAUCAUUACCAGAAUGUAUACGGAAUUUAAAAAACUUGGCAUUUUUAGAUUUAGCUCAAAAUGUUAUGAGUGAGUUACCGGGAAUUUCAGGACAUAUUUUUCAAGGGUUAGGAGCAUUAACAGCCCUUAAUUUAGAGAGAAACGUUAUUCAAUCGUUAGGUGAAUCUACGUUUGACGGUGUCAAAAAUACUCUAAGUUCACUAAGCUUACUUAAUAAUUUGCUCACUGAAUAUCCAACUGUAGCCAUUAGCAAAUUACCAGAACUCAGAGUAUUAGACUUAGGUUUUAACCUUAUUACAGAAAUACCAAACGAUGCGUUUCUAGCCAAUCCUUCUUUAACCUUAUUAGCAUUAGAUGGAAACCCUAUCGAAACGAUUCCUAAAAAAGCAUUCACACAUCUUAAUACCACAUUACGUGGACUUAGCUUAGGAGGACGAUACUUACAAUGCGAUUGUAGAAUCCGAUGGGUAAUAGAAUGGAUAAAAAAUGGAGAUUUGCAAGUAACUAGCAGAGAAAGAAAUCCGCAAUUUUGUGCCAGUCCCUCAUAUCUUAAAAACAAACAUUUGUAUCAAAUCGAUCCUUUAGGUAAUAUUUAUAAGCUUUUUUAUGAUACAUCGAUUUAAACAAAACAUACAUAGUUUAUAUUUUAAAUUGCAGAAAUGGUGUGUGAUAACGAAUCAAGUCCAUCUGAUGCGUCAACAAUAUUAGAAACUAGUAUAGACGAAGAUGACGUGAAUUCUCAACAUCCCCUUGGAACUGGCGUUGGUUAUGUUAGCCCUACAAUCGUUUCAGCUGAAAUUCCUACUUCAAACAAUAAUUAUAAAAAAAAUCCACCAAUUCCGGAAGUGGAAGUUGUAGAUCCUUCAAACUCUUCGGAGUUACUUGGACAUCUAAUGGAUACUACAAAAAUGGUUUCUUCGACUACGGAGAGUACAACUACAAUGAACGCUAUUGACACAACAACAAAGUAUUUUGUACAAAACACUACAAACGUUAGUAGUGACUUUAUAUUGACCUCGCAUAGCAAAAAGUUUUCGUUGUUGGACAUUGUUCUAAAAAUGAUUGCAUUAUAUUUAUGUUUUCAGAUUAAACCCACGAGUUCAACCCGUAAAACAAAUUUAGUGAUAACGCGGCCGCAGUUGGCACAAACUUCUCAGAAACCGCCACUAAUACUGGGCAGUUAUCCUAAAAAGCAAGCCCAGGAAGUCAUUAUAAGAAGUGUUCACAGACAAGACAAUUCGGUGAUAAUCCAAUGGGAUUCUGAAACGGCGAAUAUCUUGGGAUUUCGAGUUGUUUAUAGGCUCUUCGGUGAUCGCACGUUUAAGCAGGGGCCGCCUCUCGAAACCAGCGAGCGGGAAUUUAAAAUAAAAAACGUACCAUAUCAGGUAAAUCUUCGCCGAUGAAACGUCGCCCUCUGUGUAAUCAUAAAAAAAUAUUAUUUAUAAUCGCUUGAAUUUCGAAAAACUGGAAAUAGGAAUGCAUCAUAGUGUGCGUCAUAUCUCUAGAGGAGCUAAACAUAUCACCGGAUACGGUGCCGUACAGCCAGUGCCGCGAGAUCCGGACGGCGGUGACGAUGACGAGCAACAUGGACCGCAUAACGAUCGCGGCCAGCGCGGCUAUAUGCGGAACCGUGCUGAUCGCCGUCGUCGUGUUCAUAGCGGCCAGCAAGCGCCGCGCCAAAAAACUCCAAAGCCUGCACAACUCGAUGGCAUCCUGCCACACGAACAAGGUCGGCGUGCCUGUGGGAACGCUGCCGGUCAACGGCUGCUAUAGUGCCAGCGGCGGCCCGAACGCCGGUCCGAUGUCCUCGUUGGCGGCCCUCAGCGCGUUUAACGGUCACAAAGACUGGGACCAAGGUUCGGUGUACAGCAACCGCAGCCUGAACCCAUCUCGGAUGUACAGAGUGGCCGACGGCCGACAAGGUAUGACCGUCUUAGUUUUUAUUUUAUUUUUCAAUUGUGAUCCGUUCGAGAUCCGGACAGUAAAAUCUGUUCGAAAUUGUUGAUUCGCCUUUACUCUUUAGUCGUCACACCGUAAAAUAUUUUUAGCCGAACAUUUACACUACACUAAUACAUUUUCGUCGAACGUUAAACUAUAGUACUUGAGAAACCUCAAGUGCAUUUUUGUGAGUUGACUGUGGUUAAACGUAAAUUAAUUCAUUUAUAAUUCAUUUAUACUAAUGUAUUAAAUUCCUUUUCAGAAAAUAAAUAAGUUGCGAUAAAUAUUAAAAAAUUAUUAUUUUAGAUUCGGAGCGAAUCUAUUGGUUUUACUAUUGUAACUUACCCAACGCUCUGUGCGUACGCUCUAUGUUUAUAUUUACGAAGUCUCGGGACUUGACCUCGGUGUGUGAUACUUUUGUAACAGACCGAGGUAACCUUUGACCACAAAACAAGACACUAUUUAAAUAAUUUAUAUGAUCUUAUAUUACCAGUAUAAAUUGUACAUCUUGAGGGUGUCCAGUCGAGGGGUAAGUAAAGUUCGUGAUAGCGGCCUGUGGUAUCCUUCCGAUAGCCGUUCCUUCCUAGGAUCCUAUUAUUCACGGGUACGCUCUACCACCCGACUCGUGACACUUUGCUGCAUUCCUAUCGCUGGUCUCCGGGCGCACACCUAAAACCCAUAGCCAGCAUUUUGCCCUCCAUUCCCCCUCGCCUAUGACAAAUACACCUAAUACUAGCCUCGCAUCACCAGUGGGAUAAUGUGCCUAUCGUUACACUAUAAUGUGUGUUUUUAUUUUUGUAUCUUUUAACAACUUUUCUCCCAAAAACUUGCUCCGAAAUAUAGACUAAAGCACAUUUUCUGAAAGGAAAUUUUCUCUCAUUCGUUCGUUGAGGAGGUCAUUUAUUGAUUUUUCAAGAAGUUUUCGAAAUAAUUUGGAAAAAUCCGAAAGAAAAUUGUUGGUAAAACGGCAAAUAUUUACGCCACGUUACUGUUUUCAUUAAUUUUUUUUAUGUUAAUACGAUGUUUUCUACUAGAAAUAUUACUUCAAUCAAAAAAUUACAUGAGGUCGGUUUUAUACCUUACAAUAUUUUACCACUGACAGGGUAAUUCGUUUUUGAUAUAUUGAAAUAGUUUUCUUAAUAAUUUGGAAAAACCAAAAAUGUCGAAAUAUACGAUUUAUUUCAAAUUACGACACAACGAUUACGUUAUUUUAAAUUUCUAUUAAACAUUCCUUCAAUAGAUAAACGACAAGAUACCUUUUUUAUUUCAUUUUUGAUCUGAUUUAUGAGCAAGCUAUUCAGUUUUUGAUUUUUUAGAUAGUUUUUAUAAUUAUUAGGAAAAACCGGAAAGAAACGUAAAAUGAAAACAAAUUUACGGCGUUACAAUUUCAUUAUUUUACAUUUUUACGGCUCAUGUUUUCUAUCAUAAAUAUUGACCAAUAGAAAACCACCAAGAGAUCUUUUUCGUUAAAUUUUGUAUCUUAUUGGUGACCAAAGUUUUAUUAAUAAUUGAGUAAAACCGAAAAAAAAAUAAAUGCAAAAAGUACAGGAAAUGUAUGAAAAUAAUUAUUUUACUAUUUUCAAUUUUGUUUUUUUAAUGUUAUUUAGUUCAUUUCAAUCAUAAAGACUUGACAUUUUUACAAAAUUCGUAUAUAUGCUUUUUCUAGAAGUGGUAAAAUUUUCACAAGACUUGAGUUAUUUUCGAGCUAUUUAUAAAUAUUUUAACACCUAGGCCAUAGGCACUAGGGAUAGGUGUACUAAUGUUAUAAGUGAGAAGUUGGGAAGGUAGGAUGAAGUAAGAUUAAGUUAUUUAAUUUUAUCUGUAAGCAAUGAUGAAUCAUUGCUAACAAAAUACUUUUCUCAGUGACGUUCGGUUGUACAUGGUUUGUAAUGCCGUAAUUUUUAUGAUUUUUGUUAAAAUUUGAACUUGUAAAAAAAAACUGUAUUACGCCCAAAUUAUUUUUGGCCCACUAAGUAUAACUUAGUAAUGAAUAUCGUAUACAAUUUUACAAAAAUAUCCAUUAGGCCAAACAAUUUUAUCCACAUAAUACCUACCAAAUAAGAACUAAAAAAAACUAGAAAAUGUCAAAUGCUAUAAAUAGUUAAAACAUUCUCCAGAAUGUUUUUAAAAUUUUACUACAUCUAAAAAAUGCCAAUAAAAGUGUUCUAUGAAAAUUUCAGGUCUCUACGAUUAUUUUAAACUAAAUUACAAUAACAAAUAAAAUCGAAAAUAAUGAAACCAUAAGUCUGAAAUAAAAUUAUAAAUUAAAAACAAAACAUUUAUUUAUUUAUUUCUACACAUAAAUUAUUUAUAUAAAAAAUAUGACGUAAACUUUUCAUAUUUCCUACGUUUUUCCCAAUUAUUAAGAAAACUAUACAGAAAAUAAAAAAAAAUUGCUUAUACACCAACUAGAUAAAAUUUUCUUUCAAAAAAAUACUAUUCAACAAUUCAAUUUCGAUGUAAGAUUUCUGAUAGAAAACAAAAUUGGAAAAAAUGUAAAACAAUGAAAUCAUUAUUUCGAUACGAAGAACAUUCCACGUCAAAUCACAAAAUUAUUGCCAUUAUUGGGCUGACCCCAUAUGAUUUUGAUGAACAAUAGAUUUUUUGAUUUAUUUUAGACUGUAAUGAGACCUAUACUUUUUUGAUAUUUUUCCAUCCAUUCUUAAAGCCACCAUCGUUAAUAUUUUAAAUCUGAAUGAAACAUGAAGAUAAACAUUUAUGCAUAAUUUAGUGCAUUGAUUUCUACUAUAUAUCAUCAGGUUAGGGGAACACAGUGCAAUUCUGUCAAAUUUUUUUAUUUUCCUAAAGUUGUUUAAAUUUUUAGUAUAUCGUCUGUAUACAAUUUAUAGUUGAAUACGUUACGACAAUAUUUUAACAGUAAUAUCUGGAUAAAUAAUAGAGGAUACCUGUUAAAAAAAAAGAUCUGAUACAUAGGGAUCAGUGUGCCACUGAUGUAGGUGAGAAGUCGUGAAGAUACAUAAAGUUUAGACAUGAAAAAUAACAAAAAAAAUUAAAACCAAUAGAUCUCUCGCUACGCUCCAGGGAUUUUGACUAGAAUCCUUGAAAUAAAAUCAAAUAGAAAACAAAAUUUGCUACGAAAGUUGAGUGAAAUUAUAUAAUAACUUGUGCUUGAUAUCCAUAAUUCAACAGGCAAUGAAGAUUUACACUCAAACAUAUCAAACUUCAGUUCAAAACCACCGAAAAUGCGUUCGGUAGCUGACGGACAAUCGCAGAAUAGUUUUUCAAAUAACUCAAUGCGAUAUUUAGGCGGUAGCAACGCGUACUCGUCUGAUUUGGUGAACUCGAGACCAGGUAAGUUCGCUGCAGAUAAGCAGCAAACAGUGACGGAUCCAGAUGGGGACCCCCCAGACAUAUUAAUUCGCCAAUUUUUUUUAUAAUUCUAUAAACCCUGAUAUUAUAUUUCAAUCACAGAUAUGGUAUGAUCAUAUUUAUGAUAUUUAUUACCAGCUAGAUUGAAAUAGGACGGGAAUCACUACUAGUGGUGGCCAUUGUACCUGCGUAUCACAAAGUUGUGACCAUACCUAUAUAUUUAUCCAUGAUAAUUUCAAAAUCACGAGUUAAUUGCUGAUACCACGAAAGCGCACCAUGUUGCCACCAAAUUUGGUCCCGGUCCUCCCAAACAAUCACAAAUAGAUUGUGGUUAAUCAAACUAUUAUUAAUGUGGUACUAUAAUUAGAACCAUAGAUAUUUUAAUAGUAUUUGUGUUGUAAAAAAAUAUUUGCUCCUCCUUCAGCUCUUUCCUCUGGAUCCUUGCCAGUAGAUGGAUGAUCAUGGCUAUGUACUCGAAUCAUUUAUUCGGACUUCAGGUGUUGAAAGAAAAUUUAAGUAAAUUAAUUUGGAUUUGCUUCUGGUUAAUUCAGGUUUUUAUAUUUUAGAUUCUGAGUGGAGCAAAAAAUGUAUUGGUUUUAUAAAUAUGUUUUUUAAUUUUUGUAUAUAAACACUUUUUCUACCAAAAAGCUUACUGCAAUAUAUACGAUGUAGACUCUUUUCUGAAAACAAAUUUUCUUGGGAUGGUACUUUAGAUAGGUAAUAUUUCGAUAGGUUUCUAAUCAAAUGUGAAAAACCAAAAAAAUAUCUGUACGCUACGAUUAACAAUUGUUAACGAAAAGCGAUUCUGAGCUGAGUUCUGUUAACUGUGUUGGUAUGUCAACAAUAGAUAGGGUGAUUCACUAAGCGUGCUCACCUCAGUUUUUUAGAUGAAUUUUGCAUACAUUAAAAUUCUGAUUUGGAAUUUUUAAGUUUAGUUAAAGUAGAUAUUUUCGAAUACAUAGAUUUAAUUAAAUGUUGGUGUUAACAUGUUUGAUUUCCCUCAACCUGUUAACGAGGUAUUUCACUUUUCAGUUUUAGGUAGGGAGAGAGUAUAGUACCAUUUGUGUGGUAACACAGCGUGUGGUAUUGUAUUAGUGCUAAAAUUUAGAAUAGAUAUUUAAUAUAAAAUCGAAAAUUUUAACACCAACAUUUAUUUAAAGUAAUACUCCGUCUAUUUAUCAAAUUUUUAAUAUAGGUUCUCUUAUGAAAAACCGAUGUUGGUAUCGUAAAUCGGUGCGAAAUUUCUGGUAGAAAAGUUGUCCAUAGAAAAAAAAUAAACAUCAUUGUAAAGCCAAUACAUUUCUCGUUCCGCUCAGAACAAACGGGAAUACUUUGCACGAUGUGUGAGCCACUGUUAUAAGUGAGAAGUUGGGAAAUUAGAGAGGAAAUUAAUGUAUAUCUGAACACGAAGGUUAAUCAUUGCUAACGAAAAACGAUUCUGAGCGAAGUUAGGUUACUCAUCCUUUGAAAGGCCAUAAUAUUUACGAUUUCAAAAAUAAUACAUUUUGUCUUUUUUCCCGUUUUUCCUACCAUUUUCCCCAUUUACUAUGAAAAAUCCUGGGAAAUUAAAAAAAUUGCCUUUUUAAAAUACCACCCUAGUCCGAUUUCCUCUUAAAAAAAGUGCAACCUUUGAAAAUCAGAGCAAAAUUUAUGGUAGAAAAGUUGUUCACGGAAAAAAAAAUAAACACCAUUGUAAUCAAUAACCGAAACCAAUAUAUUCCUUGCUCCGUUCAGAAUCUAAAAAUGUAUAACAAACGCGGAUGCAUCGGUUUUAUUUUUUUUUGAUCUCUGAGUAAUCACUUCUUUCCCCCUUUACACAGAGCUGAGGCAGUCACGACAAUCGUUAGCGGUCUCCGAGAGAAUGUCACACAUCAGUUACCCAGGAAGCGCGCGAACGAACACGUCCAGGAACAAACCACGCCAGCGUUCGAGGACCAGAGAGCAGGGCACGCAAAACAGGCCACCCAGCCGAUACAGCCAUGGUGGUUCGCAUCACAACCUCAACAGCUAUGGUGGCGGUGGCGGCCCCGGGGACACGUCCGACAACUGGACCGAUCACGAUAUCGACAUAUAUAUGACCAGGAAUCCGACGGCUAGAAACGGCGGUCUUGUGCCACUGUAAAAUAAAAUCGACGAUUGGUAUAUUUUAAUACCUUUUCCGCAAAUUGUAGCUCAAUUUUUGGAAUGUAUUUAUUUUAUUAUAAUUAUUCUUUUGUUUUUUUUUUUUUUUUUUUUUUUUUUGAUAUCUUAUAUCAACAGUAGGUAUUAAUGCCAGAUAAACAUUUACAUUUGAAUUUGUUUGUAUAAUAUAUUAUAUUAUUUUACCUACCUUCUAUAAAUCCGUUUCGAUAAUAUUUACCAUUAUAGGCGUUUAUUUAAAGGUAAAUUUACAUGAGUCGAAUGUACAAAAAUUCUCGAUAUGGCAUCAACGAAAUAUGUAACUACUCUAUGUACAAAAUACAUAUACGAUUUAAUUUUGAUGAUCCUGCGGUUGAGUGUCUAUAUUCAGUAGUUACUCACUAACUUAGCUGACGAAUUUUUUUUCAUUCACAUGUAAUUAUAUAACUAUAAUAAAUUAAUACGAUAAGUUAAAAUUAUUUAACACUGCAUAUAACGUUUAUAUUUUGUAAAUACACUGCGCCCAUAUAAUUAUAUAUUGACAAAACGAAUAAUAUUUACCUUAAAUUUACAUUACUUGCAACAUAUUAAUUAUAACUUUAACGGAUACUGUAAAAAACCAAACAAAUCACUUUUUUUUAAUUUGAGAAAAAUAUGUUUUUUAUUUUAUUUUUAAAAAGUAAGCAGUUCGGAUUAAGUUAAAUUUUGAUUUUUACAAUAUUGUAGACCGAAUUAAAUUAUGUUUGAAAUGAAUACAUAAUAACAAUCAUAUUGAAAUAUAACAGAAAUAUCGUCAAUACUUUAUCUAAACUUACUUUUCUAGCUUUCCCUGUAUCCUUCAUAUAAGACUAAAAGGCUUAAGGCUAUAAAAGAAAAGUACUUUGAUGUAUUUAUGGUCCUAUCGUAGAUAAUGGAAUAUACCGAACAAGAAUGUUGCAGUUAUAUCAAAAACUAGAUACUAAAGCAUUUAUCGAGAGUAAAAUAGUGAUGGGUAGGUGGAGAGAUAAUGGGAUAUGUGAACUGGCAACAACGAGAGAAAUCAAAAGGGAGAACUUAAAAAAGAGAAAGAGAAAACUUAGUAAUGCUACCCCGGACAAAGACAUGGCAGACGGAUAUACGCUGAAGACUGACCUCGAAAAAUAUACUUAAAAAACGAGAGUGUUGGACUAAUUAAAGAGAGUGAGUAUAUUAUGACGUGAAGAACACGUGGAUAUAGUGGAAACACUGACUGGAAGCGGUGAAACCUUUGAGUGAGCUAUAAAUAUUAAUGCUACAAAAGAACAAUUAUUAAUAUGAUUAAAAAAAAAAUAAAUGAAAAGUCUUUUUUUUAUGUUUUCAAACCAUAUUUAUUCAUUGAAUAACCAAAUUGACUCAAAUAAAAUUCUAUAACAUUACAUUAUACGUUUCUUCGUGUUUUAUUAAAAUAAAAUAACAACAAUAAUAACUUGACGUUUCCCUCUAACUAAUGACUCUAAUGACUUUAACAAAAUAAAUAUGUAUGAUUACAAUUUGUUCACUAUGCUCAUCUUUGAAAAAUUAAGCAACUAAACCGAAAAAUACUUUUAGAGAAUAUAGAUACAUAUUAUAUAAUAUUUUUUCAGUUUAAUCGUAUAAUAACGUUAUAUAGUGUUGUAUAAUACGAGGUAACUAUGUAUAAGGUGUCGUAUUUACGGGUUGAAGACACUGGAGGUUUCUACCUCCCCCAUAGAAACCAAACAACUUCUAUAAUAUCAGUGAGUUUAGUCGUUUAAAUUGACCCUCCCUCCCUAAAAAUCCAAAAAAAAUAUGAAAUACGCUACUAAUUGGUAACUAUAUUUUUCAAUAUCGUGUUGUGUUCUACCUCAUCGUCACUAUACUUAUUUUAUGCGGCUCAUGUAUUUCAAUUUUGAUAACGAGUGUGUGUGUGUGUGUGUGUAACAUAAUUUGAGUAUAUAGGAGUAGUAUAAAUUAGUGGAUUCUGUUUCGCAACACAUAGCAAAACGUGAAUUCGGUCUCUUUCAAUUUAGUUUUUAUAUUUUUUUUCGAUUAUUACAUUUUACAUAUAUCUUCUAGGUUUUCUUUAUUUCAAAUAUUUAGUCCUCUUCACGAAAUUAAUUUAGUUUUAAUUUAACUAUUUUGUUUAAAUUUUAAGUUGGUUUAUCAAUUUUAUUUUUUCAACUGGCAUAAUAUAAUUUUAAAGUUAUAGUUAAGCACCAGCCAUCAAAUAUACGACCCGUAUGUUUAAUCAACAAAAUAUAAAUAAUUCAGUCCAUAAUAAUAUUACGAUAUUCGUGUUUCUUCAUAAAAAUCUGUAAAUGAUUUUGAAUCAUUGAUUUGGUAAAACAUCUCCAGUUCAAGUUUUUACAUAGAUUCUUGGUUUGUAAAAUUAUAGGUAUAAUAUUUAAAUAUAUUAAUAAAACAAUGUGUCGUCUUAUAUAAACUAUCACAACAAGACUUAUUUUCCAAUUAAUAAUAACCAUAUACCAAACUGUACUCCAAAAUAGUCCUCAUCAUAAACUCGAACGUCUACAGAAUCUAAGCAUAAUACGCUGAUGAUAAAAUUUGAUAAGCCAACAUAAUUAAAUUUAAAAAAAUCUCCUGAAAAUAACUAAAUAUUUAAAAUAAAGGAAACUGAAAAAAAAUUAAUAAAUAUUUAAUAUGAAUAGGAAAAAUAAACAAGAACCCCAAUUCAAUUUCAAAAGUGGCUAAAUUACAUUUUACUGCGCAGUAGAACCUACAAAUCUAUACUACUUAUAGGCAAUAUGUUUAAUCAAAUUUAUUAUUUAUUGUUGUUCAAUUU